Pelobates cultripes (western spadefoot toad) is the source of this 51162-nucleotide messenger RNA. NCBI's taxonomy places the organism in Eukaryota, Metazoa, Chordata, Amphibia, Anura, Pelobatidae. The record is from the annotation of a GenBank genome assembly.
AUGGGAAAAAUAGGACUCCCACACAACUAUCAUGAAGAUAAAUUCCUUCUUAGUCCACCAUGUACUCCCAUUGCCCAGCAGUUCGCUAGCUGUGACAAUCCACCCUCAAGGCUCCAUGCAAUUAAUGGUGGGAUGAGUCCUGUAAUAGAACAAGGGGCAUGCCAUUGGCCCUCCUCCUAACGCACCACCCAUGGAAAUCAGGUUAAGUCUAUGUAAAUAAAUAAGGGACCUACCAUUGCUACCCCAACAUUAGUAGUAAUAGGGAAGACUUGCCCCAGAUUCUAUCCAGCCAAUUUAAACACCAAUAAAACAUGAGCACACUAGUGACAGGGGAUAUCCAAUGUUUGUCACAAUACUGAAAAGAGGUCACUCUGCCUUGCUCUUUAUAGGACGUGAUAAUUGUGAAAUUUGAAUACCUUUAACUUGACUUGAAGAACCAGCCAUCAAAUGAGAGGAUAUCUGGUUGACUAGUUUGAACAAGUGGAGGCUUCAAAAAAUAAAUAAAUAUUCUAUUAAAGUCCCCAUUCAUUGCUUACAGUCACUAUUUCCUUGAACACCCAACUGCAAUGUAAGGUGUGGGGGGCAGAGACACAUCUCCCUCAUUUUCGUGGUAUGAAAUAUAUGCUCCAAUCACCAUCUGGAUUUCAGCAAUAUUAUCUGGGUUGGCUAGAAUGUGACGGGCAUUCAUUCAGAUAUAGUGUGACCAAUGUCUAGAUUUUGGCAUCCAAAUGCCACCGAAUUAUGCCAGAUUAUUUUUGGUAAUCCUGAUUUGGGGCAUUCAGAUUUUAGUUAGUAAUGCUAACAGGCACAUUGUGUAAUAAAUUGUGGCAUAUGCAAACCUGGGUAUUUUACAGCACAUAUUAAAAAAUAAUCCCAAUGUACUCUACUAUAUUAUGCAUCAACAUUCAAAUGGAAAUGCCUUUGUAUUAUAUUAAUAAUUAAAUGGAUUUUGUAAGUCACUUAUGGUCACAAUAGUUUUGUGUCAGUUAAUGAUAAAAGCUAUAAAAUAAAUUGUAUGAUAGGCUCCGCAACCCAUAACAUAUCCUUAUUCCGUCUUGUGAUAUUAUCACAUAAAGAAAUAUAGUUUUCUAGCGAGGGGCAGCAAGUUAAAUGCCAGUCAUUUUGAAAGAAAAUGACAUGGUUUACAGUUGAAAAGGUUAAGAAAUUUCAAGUGUCACAGAAAGACCAACACAUUGCUUACUGUAAAUAGGUUGUGACAAUAUUUGGGCAGACAAUAUUUAGACCAUAAUCCACUUUUGACUAAACUCCCUUGUUCCCUAUGUGUCAUCAUACUUCUUGCUUAUAUCUCUUAUUCUUUGGUUACAUGGCCAAAUUCCACAAUUUGAAAAAAUAAGUGAAUAUGAUUGCAUAGGGUGAAUGAUGCACAUUCUUACAAAAUAAUUAUAUAGAGAUAAUUCUUUAUAAGUAUGUAUUUUUAAUAUACAUAAAAUGCCAACUCAUAUAAUUAUGAGUAUUACUUUGUUUUGAUUACUUUGGACACGGUCCUUGGUGGUCCUGUGAGUAGGUACCAGCUCUGGACCUCCAGUGGUGCAGACUGUUCUCUCCUUUCAGGAGAAAUGCUCUGAUAUACUUUAAGGAACAGUUUAUACGGUCUGCACCAGUUGGAAGAUCAGAGCACCAGUUCUCUGGACCCACCUGACAUUUUAGAUAUGAUAUUAUCAACCAGGCCCAUGUUUUUCCAAGAAACACUAUAAAAAAUAUGUUGGGGAUACUUGCCUUUUUCCUGUUUUUUAAUGGUGCUAGAGGCUUACUUUGGUAGCCAAACAAGGUGUGUGUCAUGUAAAUAAGAUUGAAAAAGAAUAAAUAUAUUUUUUGUUGUAGCACAAGAUUUUAAAUUAUAAUUUCAAAAGGUUUUUGUUUUAAUUGGUUAAUUUCUAAUAUCUACUGUUGAAUCAAUCUAGUUUUACUCAAUUGGAUGCUUUUCACAGAGAAGCAUUGAGGACACAUGACACUUGCAUAACUAUUUCCACAAAUCACUGAAUUCAAACCACAAUAUUGGCAUCAACAUACUUUACAUGCUGAUGUCAGAUAUCAAAUAGAUUUAAUUACUGAGUCUAUGUCACUCUAAAUACUCUAUUUGUUUUAUAUCUGACAAUCACUAGUAGUUGGAAACUGCAAAUGUAACACGCCGAUUGCUUAGAAGCAUCACUGUUUGCAACAGCAAGACUGCUGAGGUAGUUCCAAUGCCCCAAAUACUCUCCCUUUAUAACCUCAAAAUUACUGCUAACUUUAAUAAUGAAUCUCAAAAGACUAUCUUCAUUGUCCCUGUCAGAUAAGGAAAAUGUCAUCUAUAUAACUUAGACAGAGGACUAAGCUAAAACCACAGUUAUACAGUUCGAGGUUAAAAAAUUCUCCCAAUAAGACUUAAAAAUUCCAACUUGAAUGGGUACAAAACUUGUUCAGAUCAGCAACCCUGUGAAAUGCAAAAAAAAAGAAACAAACCCCCAAUGAAACCAGAAAACAAUAAAUGAUUAUUUAAUUGACACUAUUUUCUUUAAUAAUUUUUCUAUCUUUCUCUAGAUGAGAAUAUACAGCCUUACAACAGUAUAUGGUCAGUGAUAGCAUUUAAACCACCAAUGUCACAUUCCAAUAUAAAUUUUUGCAUUGGAACAUUUCCUGUAUUUGGAUUAAAUAUCUUGAAUCUUUAAAGUAGCCAGAAUUUAUUUAUUUUUAUUACCACAUGUUGUAAUUGGAUGUCAGUUUAUUAAAAUUUUGCUAGCAAGGAAUCAACCACAGAGACAAUCUCUUUGAUGUUAUUUUCCACAUUCUUGUGUACUUUGGACAAUAUGUUAAAAAAAUUAAAAUAAGGAAUGACUGGACUACUUACAUUUUAAAAAAUAUAUACGUUUAAAAAGAAUACUUUUUAUUUUUCUCUUAUGCAAUAACAUUAUAUACCUGCAAAAACAUUACAUACUUUUUUAUUUUAGAAGUCGGAUCACCUGUUUUUAUAAACUUUUACAUGCUCUACUUGGUCUAACAUAACAUUUCCUCGUCCAAAAGUUACUUCUCUUCUCUACCAGUUUAAUAUCUGGGUCACUAGUUAAAUCCUCAAGGGCCUAUCUUUAAUUAAAAUUCCAAGACUUAAUUUUUUUGCAUGUCCUCUGUAAUAAUUUUCUGAAAUAACUUGCACCCAAUAUUUUUAGCUUUCUGUCUUGAACUGACCUCUGAUUUCUUUUCCAACAUUUUUCAACAAACACCUGUGUUGCAGAAGUGUACACACUCAUUAAACUAAAAAUGUAUUCAUUUUUUUUUUUUUAAUAAAAGGCCUCUGAUAACAACACUGUUGGAGUUUUGCUAUUUUGUAUCACUAAUAUUUGCAGAAAAGUUCAAACUCAAUAAAAAUCAAAUCAACAUACUGCAUGUAGGCUUCUUUAGAUCAUUCAGGGACUAGGGUAUGUUUUUUUUUAAAGAUUUUCUUCAGUUUCCAGCCAUAUUUGACAAUGUUCUAAGGGCUGAUGUCUACUCUGUGGCAAAAUGAGAUAUAAAGUAUGCAUUAUGAAGGGACUAGUAUAAAUUCCUUUGGCACCUUUAAGGUUACAGGUAACCUCUUGGUCAACUCUCGAAUGAACUUUCUGACUUGUCCAAAUGUCAUAUUUGCAGGGACUCUUGAUUUGUGUAAUAUUCUGAAAAGUGCCAUAUUUAUUACCAAUCGUAUGUUCCACAAUGUAUACAAUGGUUAUAAAAUACUUUUAUACCUCACUCCUAUGAUACCUUUAAGCAACAAUGUCCCAUGGAUAUUGUGUUAGCUCCUUAUCACCCACUGCUAUUUCUGCAUUAAGCAACUGUGUUAUACAUGACUUGGAAUGUGAUUGGUGAACACUGAACAGAGAUAGAACUUAUAUUGUAAAGAGUGUGCACACAUGUAAUCAAAAGAUCAGUUUUCUUUUUAUCUGAUUUACCUCUUGUACGCAAAUAUAUAUAUUUAUUGAAUGAAUAAAGAAGUACACUUUAUGAGUGUCACUCUUUAGGGCCAGCUACAUGUUUGACCUGUAUAUUCUUCGCUUUUUUUGCAAAGAGAGCAAAGAGUAUAAGUGUAUUUAAGAGCUAUAUGGCAACAAAAUACAACAUAAUAUAUCAACAGAAAAAAACAAGUAAUGUGUAGACAGUUCAAUGCAAGCAAGAUGACUAAAACCAUCCACAAAAACAAAGUAUAAUAAUCUCUUUCCAAGAGGUCAGGAAUACUGUCAUAUCUGUAACAUUCAGACAUGAUAUAAGAAACAUAGUGUGUAUGCUCAUUUCUCCCUGGUUCAUCAUGGGGAGCCCAUCUUUCUUUAAUUUGCAGAUGUUAUUAAGAAAGAGAUAAAUUGGACAAGAGGGACAAGAUUUUUUGGGAGUUGGGCAGAGUUGUUACAAAAUUGAUUUUGAGCUAAAAAUGCUAGCUCCUACAAAUGUAAAUUUAGAUUUUGAAUUAGGUUAUUUUUUUAAGAACUAGUUUAUGACUUAUAAGCUUAUUUAUAUACUAUUUUUCUCUAUUUAAACCCUGGCUAUUCAUAUACAGCAACACUUUUUACUGUUUCUUUUAUAUAUAGUAUUUUACAAUAACAUUUAUUCUUUCUGGGAUACUUUUAAGGUGCAUUAACGUCCUUGGUAUUGAUUCAUGUGACCCAUGAAGGGGGCACCCCAAUGCUGCAUAUAUAAAGCCUGAAUAUGGCUUUGUUCCAUGUGAGUGGUUCAUUUUAUUGUUCUGUUUACCCAAGUGUCCACCAGAUAUUUCACGAUUUUUACGCUUUUUAUUAGAUAUGAGCAGUAUAUCCCACUGUUCCUGAACUCUAGCAAGGAAAGUAUUACACUUCUGUUUUGUGGAUUUUUUAUUUUUCACCAUGCUGAUGUUGUUCAGUGUUCUCAUUACUUUUAUAUACAAUUGCUAUGUUACAUACAGGUUGAUUGUGAGAAUACCACCUGCACGUGUACUUUCAUUUCAAUGUUGUUAACGUAAUAUGCAAGAAAAUGUCUGAACACUUUUUUUUAUUUUUUUAUUUGUUGUUUUCUCAUGAAAGGAUUUAUGUUUACAUUGCAGUAUAUAUUUCAUUGAGUAUUCAGCUCUUGUAAAUAAAAUAAGCUAUGUUUGUUCCUUGUAGCUCACCCAAUUGCGCAAAUAGCCUUCAAAUGAUCUUAAGAUCACUGAAAAAUGAUUGUUAAUAUCUUGUCGUGUAACCAUACCAACUGCGAAACUCAUUUUGUUCAUGUUAUACUCUAUUAAGCAUGCAAUAAGUUCUAAUAUUGUGGAACCCUUGUGGUAUUACCUGAGAAUGCAGUGAAUUAGGUUACAAUAAUGUGUUCAUAAAGUUAUCUGCUACAAUGUGAUCACCAGGGCAACAGAACUGUUACCAUAAUAAUGAAAAAAAGGUUGAUGCUUGUUAUUAUGCUGGUUUUGCCCUUGCUUUGCAAAGAAACAACUUAAUUUAGUAACCUAUUGAAGCAAUGCUGACAUUUUCAAUGCAAUUGUCAUAGACUUCUGGUUCAAUUAAAAUGUUGUGGAGCAGGUUCCUACUACAACUAUGAUGCAUUAAAUUAAAUUUAAAUACAGGCUUCAGUCCUGUUCAGUGACCAUUAAUUACAUCUCACAUCAAAUUUUUUUUUUUUUAAUUAUGUUUUCUUUUUUUUCAAUUGUUUUUAUUUUCUUAGCCACUUUAUAUCAAGAAGUUAGUCUGAGUUAUAACCCCUAUAGCGUGACAGUCCUGGCAUGUCAUAUCAUGAAUUGUUAAACUGUCUAAAUACACACAAAAUUCAGUCAUAAUUAAUUACUGCAGAUUUGCCUAUUACUAGUUUAAUAUUAUUAUUACACACAUUGAAUUAUCCCGCAAACACAUCUAAUAAAAGUAAUGUGUACAUAUUGAGAAACAAGUCAUCAACCUUAAAAAAAUAAAUGCAUAUAUGAACAUGUUCUUUGAAACAGAUUGACAGUGUAAUGUUUUAUAUUUUUUAUGUUUGAACUCAAUUCAUUUUAUAUGUAAUUUCCUUUUAAAUAAACACUUCAAAAACAGUGUUAAUGAUAUUAAUAUUUUAAUGAAUGUGAAGAUAUUUGAAGAUAUUCAAUAAUUAAUUUUUAUGUUUUAAUAUAUAUUUUUUUUCUAUACAACGAUAUAUUUAUAAAUAUAUAUAUAUAUAUAUAUAUUUAUUUAUACACCCACAUAUGUUACAUAUAUAUUUAUACACCCACAUAUGUUAUAUAUAUAUAUAUAUAUAUUUAUAGAUAUAUAUCAUUGUAUAGAAAAAAAAUAUAUAGAUAUAUUCCAAGUGGAACUGAAACUUCGACUUUUGGAGUAAAGAGAAGUUUCUUCAUAAAAAAUCCUGGGAGUGCUGAUUCUUUUGUCAUAUAUAUAUAUAUAUAUAUAUGUAACAUUGUAUAGAAAAUAUAAAUAAAUACAACAUUUAAUAGAUUCCAUAUUUCAGCUUCCAACUAACUGUACCAUAUACUGUGCAAACUUUUGGGUGAUGGUAACUCACCUGAAACAGGGGCCUCCUUCAUACUCUGACUCACUGUGCCCCAGGCAAUGGAAAGGUUAAAUUAUCACCUUUGAGUGAUAAGAUUAAUGGAUUUGAAAUGGCUGUUAAUACUGAGCUGAAGACAGAUGGUUUUGGGAAAGAUUGUAAAAAGAGCGUUAUAGCUUUUGAUUCUUCUCUUUUAAAAAAACCAUUGCUACUAUCCCCUCGAUGUAAAAGCUAUGUUGCUAUGGAAGCACAGAUGGUACUUAACUCUAGGCUCCAGCAGAAGGUGAAUAAUAGACACACAUUCUUUGUUGAAUAAGCAAGCAGCUGGUUUUCGACACAGCCCAUUCAACAAAGUACAGAUGGGUUGAUUAUUCGAAGCUUUUCAGUGGUCCCCCUUUAUUCACGUAGACACUAAUUACACUGGAUUGUCAUGCAAUGACCUGCACUCAUUCUCUGGAAGCAGUACAUUGUAUUCGGCACACGCCAACACCGCAGAACUGCUUCUCUAUCUCUCCUCGGUUAAAACAGUCAAGCUACUCUUUGCAAAGUACAAACGAUUUUAUAGAUCGGGCUCUUGCGAAGGUGACUUGGAUAUAUUUUGGCAUUAAAAUUUAAUAGUAUCUGCAGCAGAUUUUUCUUCCCCCAUCUUUUUUUUCCAAUGGGUUGUGCUUAUAAGGAGAUCCGUUUACUGAAAAGUGGGAGGAGAAUGACAGACAAAAUCUCCCCUGAAUUUUUUUUUUCCUUAAGACCUAAGCCUCAGCACAAAGGAAAGAUCUGUGUAUUUCACCAGACAUCACACGGUUGGCUGCUGCACCUACUGUCAAAGUGAGAAGAUUUGCCAAGAUCAGGUAAAACUACAGAUAUCCUGCCUUCUCUCCCACUCACGACUAUCAAUCGACUUCAAUGUCUUCAUUUAAGUCAUUUCAUAAUGUUUACAUUUCAAAUCAGUUUUACAUCCUGCAAUAUUUGCAUGACCUGUUUUUAUAUAAGGAUUUUAGUACUUAUUUAUACUAAUCUUUAAUGAACUUAUCAUGAAAAAAAAAAUCAACUAUAAAAAUGGGAAUAACAAUUAACAUUGUGAUUAUUAUUACUAUACUUCACAUAGAAAAACAACUACAUGCAUACACACAUACACCAACAUAGACACACACUUACAAUCUCUAUGGAUUUGGAUUUUUGUUUACUAGAUUUUUCAAACUUAAUUAAUACAAUAUUGAAAAAAAAUUUGAAACCGCAUCUGCACAGCUAGAAUUUAUCUACAAGAAUCAGCAAUACUUCUGCAAGUAGAUAUCUGCAGUAUACAGCAGGCAACAUUUUAUGAAGAUGCUUUUCUAAAGGGAGAGGAAUUAAAUGUAUUUGAAGAUUGGAACAAUCAAACGACUAGCAUACACAUACAGAUAUAUUUGGAAGGAACCUCUAUCUAUCUAUCUAUCUAUCUACUAAUAUUGCUAAGAGAUCUAAUCUGAAGCGCUACCCCUCUACUAAUACUAAUAUGGAUGAGAAAAAUACUUAAGCCAGUAAAGUUAAUGUUUUCAUAUUAUUGUACACCUAUUUUGAUAUUCCUACAUUCAUUGUAGGUAAGCACUAUUAUAAAGCACUAUUAUAUGUUGAACAAUUUAAUUAUUAAAAAACAAAAAACAAACAUGAAUUAAUUUGGCUUUCACAUGUUUAUUACAAUUGUAGAUUAAGAAUUAAAUCACGCAUUCUAAAUUAAAGACAUACAAAUGCAUACACAUGCAUUCUCAAUUAAAGACAUACAAAUGCAUACACUUUUUGCUACAGAAAUUUCAGUGGACUUAUUAAAACACUGCAUACAGACAUUAACCUUUCAUUUUCAGAUAGUUUUAUUCCUGAAUCUUUUUUUCAUAUACAGUUUUUUUCAUAUUUAGAAUUUAAUAAAUCAGAAAUGCAUAUUGAAAAAAAUAUAAUGCAUUAAUAAGUAAAUCAUUUUCUACUUUUUUGUAUUUCAGAAUUCCCUCCAGAGUAUUUCUAUUUUAAUUUACACUGAUCGAAAGGUAAAUAUGUUUCCAGAUGCUUGUCUAUUACAAUACUUGCAAAGCAUUACAUUUUUUUCCAGCAGUUGAAAUGUUAACACAGUGAGACUCAUUAUCUCCAAGUAUCUUUUCUGAUGUGUGUAACAGUACACCACCAUUUUCUCUUACAAUCGUGGAUACAGGCAGUUUGUGAUGGCAUUGCAGAGAGAUACAUGCCAGUUUAUUUAUAUCCUGUUUCACUAGCAUAAAAUAACACCCGAUCAUACAGAAUACCAAUCGUAUAAAUAUAUUAUGUACGUACAUUCGAGAAUAUUAUGUUUAAUACAGUCACAUGUACACACACUGAUAUAUAGAUAGAUUGAUUGAUAGAUAGAUAGCAUUAUGUUUUCCAGGAGAAUAUCUAUUAUUCAUUUUAAGUGCAUGAACACAAAUAGUUUAGUAUGCCUUCUAAUAUUUGACAAUACUUACUAAGCUAUAGAGUUAAUGAUAUUUAGCAGGUAUUUUGUUGGGCAGCUUGUUUUGACAUUAUUAUGGCUUACAUACCCCAGAGUAGAUACUCUUUUAAAUGCCUUCUGUGCUGUUAGUUUCAGCAUGGCAUAUAUUUUUGAAUGAAAAGAAAGAACACAAUAGAUUUCAAGACUCCAACCCCCACCCCCACACUGCACACACUAUCAUAGCUUGGAGGCGUUUUGAAGGCUUAUAAUUAUCUGCAAUAAAAACACUAUAAUGGGCUACUAGUACAACAUGCGUUUAAAAAUAAAAACAUCUUAAUCCUUCACUAAAAUGGUGUUUAAAGAAUAAAUGUGUUAGAAUGAAGCCCGUGUAAAGCAAAGUUGCAAGCUUAAUGUUUUUGUUGGUUCUGUAGUUUGCUUUUGGUAUGUAAAGGGUUAAUCAUUAAUUACAUCUAGCAAGGAACAGAAUAAAUACAUUCAUGGAUUAAUUAAUAGAUUUGUAUUCCACAAUCACCUUAUUUCAUUAUUCCUUUUUUUUUUUUAAGCUUAUUUGUCUGUUCCAUUUUGAUUUGGCAGAAAUGUGGAUUUAAUUGUUCUACAAUCUCAGGGGAGAACAAAAUUCGCAGAGCUAUCUGCUCCAGAUACUUGACAGCUGCUGCAGGAAGCCAAUACUAUAUAGAGCAUUUUUUUUAUUUCACUGUUUGAGCAGCUUGUAACAGCCACACUUACAUUGUGCUCUAUAAAACAAAAAUUUAUAUCAUGAGCUGCUGCAUUGAUGAAUAAAAUAAAUAUUUUUAUAGUUAAAAAAUAAAUUACUUUAAUUUAAACCAAAUUACAUUUUAUUGAAUUUAUUAGAAGUGAAUAUAAGUUAACUAUCAUAUUGGGACAAUAUUCACAUUAUUAAUGCAGCUUUUAUGUUUUAUUUUUUUUUAGUCAUGAUGUUAUGUAAUUUUUUUUUAUAAGUGACAUUAAGUUUAAUAAGAAACUGCCCAUUUUUUUUAUUUUUUUACACGUGACGUAAGUUAAUUUUGUGAUACUUCCCCAAUUUCACAUUAAUAUUGUUAAGCAUACUAUAAACACACAGAAUUUUACUGAUAUUAAGUCCACAUCAUAUAUAUUUUGCAUUGCAACAUUAUGUUAACAUGGCUGCAAAUACAAUAUGUAAUGAGGUAUGUGGCUCAUUUUUUUAAGAUUUCCUGCACUGAAAGAAAAAUAGUCUUAUGUAAAUAUAGGGAAGUUUUCACAUAGAGUGUUUUUGUUACCAUGCAGUUUCCUAAUGCACUUAGUGGUAAAUAACAGAAGUUGAAUGUGUAUCUGCUUGGUAAUUGCUUUUUUAUACAAACAUGGUUCUAAGUAGAAAUUGUAGGCCUAAUUGUUAGUGUUCACAUAUCAAAUAUCACUUAUUUAUAUUUGUCCCUUAAAUGCUACUGCUGGUCUUCUGUCUAGUUACUGUCAUUUUUUAAUUAGCUAAGAGACCUUUGAUUGAAAUAUCUAAACUUGAAUAUCCUUGAUGGCUCUCUGAUGCUCUCCUCUGUAUGAAAUGCAAGGUUUUUUUAAGUCAAUAGGCCGUAAUCACAAAUCCCAUGAUUUCUUUUUUUUUUUUUUUUUACUUUUCCUGUCAUGAUUUUUCAGUCAAUCUGGAAAGUUUAAGUUCAAACUGUGAAUUAGCAAUUUGCACAUUGCCUCAAUUAUAGAAACCAAUUGACAAUGUUAUUGAAUCGUGUAGCUGGAAACAAAUGUCAAUUUAAAAUGUCCAUGUUCCAGUGGGUUUAAUGUGUAAUAAGUGGCUCCUGAAUAUAACAAGGUGCAAAUAUGCUGAAAUUACUAUACUCAAAUUAUUGUUUUUACCAAAAAUGGUCCGAACUUCAACGAAGAGGGGCCUAAGAAUUAAAAUGAAUAAGGCUAAUGGAACAAUUGUAAAUUAAAUGUAAAUUUACUAAUAUAAGUGUUCUUGUGAAAAAUAUCUUUAUUGUAAAGCAAUUCCCUACUUUUUCUGCUACAUGCUAAAGCAUACCAUGGGCCUAUUCAUUCCAUUUUAGAUGUUAUUGGCUAAUUUAGACCAUACUGGGAGAGGUUUGGCUUUAAAAUAUUCUUUUUAAGAACUUGUAAAAUGUUAACCAAAAACUUACUUUAAUUCCAUUAGAUAGAAACAUUUUUAAAAUACCAUUAAUAACCAAAUAUUUUCAACAUGGGUUUUUUAUAAUUCAGUAAAUAAAGAAUUGUGGUGAAAUGAAACACAAAUUUCAAAUGUCAAGCCAAAAUAGAUGUAUUGCGGGGAAAUAUCCCUAAAUCAGGUUUUGAAAUCAUUUUAAAAUUGAUAAACAACUAUUUCAAGAACAAUGGUUAUUGUGUAUAAACAACUAAUAAAAAACUAACUAUUUCAUGAAAUACAAGCUAGUGUAGUUUUGUAAAACAAAAUCCACUGCUUAAUUUCAAGAGUAGUAUAUUUUGUUAAACGAAAGUUUAGAAUGAAGGUAAAGAGAAAAGAUAAAACGUUGUGUCCAUUUAAAUUAAGACAUUUUAGAACAAGUAUGCUUUAAUACAUUGUUUAUGAAAACUCCAUGAGGAAAGCAUCCCCAACAAUUCUGCUGAUUUCUAAACAACAUCCAGACUGUGAAAUUCCCCAAAAUAUAUAACAAAUAUGCAUUUCUUUUUAAUAAAUCAUGCAUAGAUAACUUCUGUGUUCUUUUUUAAAAUGUGAUUAUUUUUUUAUUAUUUUUAUAAGAGGUCAUCAUAUCAUCAGAUUCUGUUAUUGCUGCUGGGGAGAGUAUUCCUCUGGGUCUCUAUUUUGGCAGGAGCUGAAAGGAAUGGUACAUAUAAUGUAAGUGAAAUGAGAUUUGAUGUAGCAGAGAGAUUGGAAGUGAGAGAGGAAAUGGAGAUUUAAUGAGAGAGAGCUGGAUGAAUAUAAAGAUGAAGACAACAAAGGAAGGGACACUGGAAAAGACACAGGGAGAGAAAGAAAUUACAUCAUUUGGUUGCAUCUCCAACCUCUAAUUUAGGUACAAUAUCCAAGGGACAUGGUUGCCUUAUGGCCCUGCCCCCAUCCCUUUGGGAUGGAGAAUAGAAAUUAUAUAUAGUAGGAUAUAUUUUAUAAAUGUGUGGGAUCUAUAUAAUAUCUAGAAUAUUUUAAAGAAAGAUGUGUCACAUCGUUUCCCUAUUAUAGUAUGGAUCAGGAAGUCCCCUACUCCAGGGCUGCCCAACAGGUAGAUCCCCAGAUGUUGUGGAACUACAACUCCCAUGCCUUUAAAAUGCACUUAGAAUGACAAGGCAACAUUGGAGUUGUAGUUCUACAAAAUCUGGGGUCUACCUGUUGGGCAGCCCUGCCUAAUCUAAUCCAAUGUUUUGUCAUGCUGGUAUAAAUUCUUCAGAUUUAAAUAAGCAUUGAGGAUUUCCAUUCCAUGCCCUGAUUAAAUGUUGGCAUAGCAAUGUCUUCUGCAACAUUUACGUUAUUUCAAAACAAGUUGUAUCUUCUAGUUUUUUUAUUACAGCUGACUUGCAUGGAUAUGCAUCACUUGAGACAACUGGCUCAUUCAAAAGCUUUAGUUUUGAAUGAGAUUGUUGCCUCACUCUGCAGGCUGAAUAAUGCAGGUAAAUAUGAUUUGUUUCAUGUUUACCUGAUUUUUUGUUUCUUAUGCUUUCCACACCUAGUCUAGAGGGGAAAUGAUUUAACCAAUCAGUGUCCUAUCCCUAGGAAUACUGUAAAAGUGCAUUGAUGAAUCCUCUCCUUUGACAACAUUUUGUAGAUCAACCCCAAAAUAUGUACAAAAGUCAAUAUGUUUGUAAUACAUUCAAGGGCUAUAUAAACAUUUAUAUAUUAUAUAAGGAAUCGUUACAGACUACAUCUGGCACGUAAAGCGAUCUACGGCAUAUCAAAAGUUAUACAAUAAAGAUAUAUGUCAAAUUAGAUAAAUAAAUAAAUUAUUAAAUAAUUUAUGAUGAUGAUGAUAAAUAAAUAAAUUAUUACUAGUUAGUGAUAAUUAGCACUUGAAAAUAAUGAAAGAUUUUUUUAAUUAGAGUUUAGUUCAAAGUAACCGUAUUAAAAAUUAAUUUGAAGUAUUGACAAAUUUAUUUAUUUUAAAAUGAUCCUUAAUCUAAUUAGAGGUUUUGGGCAGGUUAAACCCUUAGAUAAAUAGUAGUCCCUUGGGCAUUUCCCACACAUUGAGUCGGAGUAUUGUGGAUUAGUCAAUACCAGAAGAGAUAUAGGAUGUAGGUAAGUAUAGCAUGUCAAGACCUGGACAAAAGGAUAUUGUUUGUUUAGUUGUAAAUGAGUAAUAGGAUAACUGGGUAAUAGGAUAAAAAUUGGGGCAAAGGAAUCUACUUUGAACUCAGGAAUCAGGUAAAUGGUCAAAUGCAUGUAAUCAAUUCAAAUAAUAUGCACAGCAAAGGUAAUCUAAAUUAAAUCUUUGGUGAGCUGACAGAAAAAUAAAAAGUGAUGUCUGUAUCAUUCUGAAGAUUGCACCAAUAUGGCAACAGUCAGAGAAAUGGGAGCAGAAGACAAGCAGGUGUUACACUAUGCAAAUUAUUUUUUUCUUUUAUUCAUUUUUAUUCUUUUAAGAAAAAGGACAGGAUGGGGAAUAACAGAUAACAAAUUUUAAAGAUUAAACGGUAUCCCUUAUGAUAAAAUGUUCUACUGUGAACUGUAAGUGUAAAAAGCAGAAAUACCAAUUUUUCACAUACAGUAACGGUGGCAAAAAUAAAUUAAUACAAUGGGCAAACAGCCUGCUGAUAGUAUCUGCAAUAACUAAAUUGCAUUUUCUGGCGACCUGGCUUCCCAAAAAUGUUGCAGGGAUAUUAAAACAAUUUAUGCAUGUGAACAUAAUGCACUUAUAUAACAUGAAUAGGUAACUCACAACAUGAUCAGUGAUAUCUUGUUUCAGUAAUGGCUUUUUUUUCUCAUUACAAAUCCAUGAAGUCUAGCUUGUAAAGUGCCUAGUUUAUAAUUGACCCUUGAACGGAUUUCAGCUAUGGUUCUUCUUAGCAUUAUCAUUGACUUCUUGGUGCAUUAUCUGAUUAACAAGUCACUGAUAUUUUGUGGAAGACUCUUCCAGGUUAUCAGUUAUGUUUUUAUAUAGAUUUUUAAUUAUUCUAAAAUGGGCUUAACUGUGCUUCAGUUGAUGGUUUUGAUAAUAUUUGAUAGCCUAACCCUGACUGGCUCAAGAAUUGUUUUGAUUCUGGCCUGGGAGAAGAAACAGUCAGAUUAGGUGUUGCCUGUUUUCUAGUAAGAAGGGACAAGACCUUAACCUAAAAAAUCUCUGGUGCCAGGAGAGAAGAGAUGUACAAAAUAGUGGUGCAGGUCUGGUUUGCAAGUUGGGAACCAGUGUACCCUCUACCAAUUAUAAUUGGUUGCAUCCGUAGGAUAUUCCUCUAAUUGGUUAUCCAAGCCAUCAGUUGGACAUUGAGUCUGCAGGAAAUGACCAAUCACUAAGAACAGCCCAGCAGGAGAGAUAAGGCUCCUGGCUUGAACACGGUCUCAGCAACGGAAAUCUGUAGUCUAUGGUGCAGUUCUUCUGAUGUCUAAAGUGAGCUAUACUAAGUUAUAUUUACUUGAGGCAAGAGACAAGAAUAAAAUGUGAGCUGAUCUCUGACCUCAUGGAAUUUGACAUCAGUACCAGCUCUUUUAAAAGGCAGUGUUCCUUGCACUAUAGAACCCAAGGACUUGGUAAUGCUGCUUGCUGGCAAGCUCACUGGAAAAGUGGCAGGUGCUUACUAUGCGUUGACUGAAUAUUCAUGCAAGAACUAUGCAGUAGUGAAGGAGGGGUUUUUGGCUUGGUAUGUAAUAAAAAUAAAUAUUGGUGUAAGUUUCUGGAGGCCAAAAAGAGACCCCAGGACUUGUUUAACGAAUGAGCCCACCAGAAGUAUUGAGAGAUACAGAGAUCAGGUACCUGGUAAUGGACCAGGUAGAGGAUUCUUCCAUGCUUGCUAAUGAAUACACUGAUAUCAGAUUGUCAGGGCUUACCUGAGUUGGGAGUCCAGCAGGCAGAGAUAUAUGCUCACCCUUGCACGUAAACACAGGCCGAGGUGGUCAGGUAAGAAUUCACCUGGCCUGUGAGUUGGUGCACAGGGGCUGUGCAGGAUAAUUCUCCAAGUCGCAGUGCAGGAAUGGAUAAAGCAGGUGAAUCGAAGCCAAAUGUCAGAGGAUGCCAGAAAUCAGAAUAAAUGAAACAACAAGCCAAGGUCAAGCGUAAACUGGAGCACACGAAAGAGCAAUACGGUCACCAGAGUCAAGGAACUGACCCUGCCUUUUGGGAGAGGCAGGGUUAUAUACCUGGCUAAUGAGACCACCAAUAUCAGGUGUACCAGGAGUAACUCCAAUACAUGUUCAGCCCCCAGUGCUGGAUACAAGACAGGGCUAGAUACUGACAUACUGAAGCUGAAUAGUGGCUUAGAGGUAACAUAGCAGCCCCAGGACUCAAGGAACUGACCCUGCCUUUUGGGAGAGGCAGGGUUAUAUACCUGGCUAAUGAGACCACCAAUAUCAGGAGUAACUCCAAUACAUGUUCAGCCCCCAGUGCUGGAUACAAGACAGGGCUAGAUACUGACAUACUGAAGCUGAAUAGUGGCUUAGAAGUAACAUAGCAGCCCCAGGACUGUAAGGUACCCAGGUUCAAAUCCACUACUGACCGUGACACAGAUGAAGUGAGUGGCAUGAUUCUCCAACAAAUGAACCAGUACAUCAACCUUUUAAUACUGACACUCCCACUUUGACCUGUGCUUCAAGGACUCUACUCAACUUCCCCUCUAAGGUUGGCACCCUGUCAGACUGGAGAGCAGAAAUCCACAGUUCAGAGUAACUGUUCUGUGCAUGCUUAUUCGCAAAAAUUUGUUUCCUCAAUUCUUUCACUAUACUGAUGAGCAGAUUAGAAAUUAGCAUCCAUCCAAACUAGUUUACAGAUUAUGAUCCAUUACCACCUAUUGGAGCAGUGGUUAAAGUGUCCAGAAAGGAUAACCGAUACUGGUAAACGAGGGACACUAGAGCUAGACAUUGGUUCAUCCCCAAUGGGUCUACACUCAACACCAGACAGUCUUUACAUGUAUCAGCUGAGGCCGUGCAAAACAGCCCACAGCUAAAAUACAGAUUGUUUGGAGCAAUAGUAGUCCGGAAAUAAAAGUGGGCAUUAUGAAUGGCUUGCAAGGUGAAAUGAUCUGAGACAACCUACCUCACCUGUUGCAGGACCUGAAAUUACACACAAGCAGAAUUAAUAACAAAUAUUAUGUCGCAGGACAGCCUCCCCAAAUGUAGAAUCGGGUCCAGAGUGCCAACUUCCAAAGGAGACAGAUGUUGAUGAGUGGCCCUGCUUAUAGUAACUGGACUAAAAAGACUGUUAUAAUGAGUCAACAUUUUGAAACUAGUUGCCAAGUAACUUGGGUACAGACCUGUUAUAGAUUAUUGUAACCCUAUCCUAAUUGGUCCCCCCAAAAUCCGUAUUGCCCCUCUACAGUCUGAGCUGGAGCUAUGGAGACUUACCACACAUCUGAUCUUGUUUGUGUAUCUGAUUACUUGGGGUGGCACUCUGGGUCAUGUAAGAAAUUUGUUUGUGUAUAUAUCAUCUGUAUCUUAUGUAUACUGUAGGACAUUAGCAUUGAGAAAGGGCUUUCGCCCGAAACAUUUGCCGUUUGUACUUUGUCCUCAAAUAAACUGUGGUAGCACCUGGGUGUACACACUUAUACUGGAUGCACAGGACUCCUUUUCCUUUAUUGUUUCCUUCUGCAGUCUGUAAUGAAUGCUGCUGCCAGACUGAUUUUCUUCUCUAGUUAGUCCUCUCACACCUCACCCCUCUGUCAGUCCUUACAUUGGCUUUCUGUAUCCAAUAGGAGUCAAUUCAAAGUGCUAACCCAUACCUAUAAAGCACUGAACAAUUUUAGCCCCUCUUAUAUCUCUUCACAGAUCCAUAGGUAUUCCCCUUCUCUGUCUCUCCACUCUGCCUGUGACCUUCUCCGUCCGCUGCUCGCACCCUUAUGGCCAACUCACGCUUGCAGGACUUCUCGCGGGCGGCUCCCUUCUUAUGGAAUAGCCUGCCUACCACCAUCAGACACCCCCCCCCAGUCUUCAAUCAUUUAAGAAAUGCCUUAAAACCCCUCUCUUUAGGAAAGCUUAUGGUCUCCCAGAGUAACUUCCAUGUUGCAUACCUGUCUAUUGCUCUCUCCUAAAGGGCAGCACUCUACUCUCUCCUCCAGCUCUGCAUCACUCCCACCUUAUUUGCUUGCUAUUUCCUGUGCUAUUUGUGUUUUAUACUCCACCUCCUGUAAGCUCGUUUGAGCAGGUUCCUCUUCAACCUAUCGUUCCUGUAAGUUUUCUUGUAAUUGUCCUAUUUAUAGUUAAAUCCCCUCUCUCAUAAUAUUGUAAAGCGCUAUAUAAAUGGCGAUAAUAAUAAUAAUAAUUAAAGUCCUUCUCUAUUUUCAUUGUUGUGAGAAUGUUUAAGCUACAGAAUUUGCAUAUAUUUGCACCUAUUGUUUAUUUGUGCGGCUGAAGUCUGGAAAGCUACUCUGUGUGGUGAAUAAAGUAUUCAGGUCAUUCUUUCCCUGAAUAGUGGCGUUGGCAUCUGGUACCAGUCGAAAAGAGAUGGACAACAUAAUAGGAGAGAGGUUUGGGUCUGAAGCUGGUGAUCAGUCUACCCUGCACCCAUUAGUCUUGAUCUUCAUGAUGCUGAUAUGCUCUCUAAAAAAAUCUGGAACCUUCUAGAAACAAGUAUAUUUAUUUGGAGAUCAUGAGACACUUUAAUUGCACAUAGCUGUACUUCAAAUAAUUAUGUGACUGCAAAUGGCAAAUGAUUGAUCCAGAAAUUAUUUAGGUUUUUCUUAGCAAGGGGGGUAGAAAUGUAUACCUUAAAACGAUACAUAUUAUGGUUAAUAUUUAUUAAGACACUACAUUUCCAGCAAAGCUGCUCAUAUAGCAAUCGGUUUCAUAAAAAAAAGAUAACAAGCAGUAAAGUUACAUAAUAGAAAUGUAAAUAUUUACUUGCUUCUUAAAGUUUAAAAUAAAUCAAAAAGUUGCAUAGGGAAUUUGUAAAGUUGCAAUGAGUUUAGAAAAAAUAUAUCCGAUUAUAAUGCUUAUGUUCUUUAAAAAGUGGCAAGCCACGUUAAAAAUGUUGAUUAAUCGUGUGUGCCUAAACACUAAAAAUAUAUUAUGUGCCUUCUUUGGAGUAAUUCAUAAAUGUAGGAGUUCAAACAUCUGUAAGAGGUAUGAUGAGGUAGAUGUGCAAGAUAUUAUAUACUUGUAAAAUGUGACUUAUUGUUUUUUUUAUCCUGUGUUUAAAAGUUUAUGGUGAAAACAUCAGCUAUUGUGAUUUUUAUAUGGAUGAAAGAGAGAUUGCGUUUGGAUUGGGCAAUUAAUUAGGGUAAAUUAGGAUCAAUAUAGGAUCAAUUGGGAAGUUUAAAGAUAGCAAGAGAUUAAGAUAUCUUCUCUUUAGGUACAAAGGGAUAGUGAGGAAAGUUCUGAGAUUUGUUAGAACUUGAUUAUGUAAUAAGGUUUAUAGCAUCUAUUUAGAAUAUACAUUGAAUGCAGAGGUUUUGCGUCUGUUCUGAAGAGAAGGCUGCAAAUGUAUACUAAUUAGAAGACAAUAAAGAAGAAAAACAAUAAUUUAAUUAAAUGUGUUAGCUAUGGAAAGAUGUUGUAUGUUAUGUACUACAGUGAAGACUUGCUUAAAAAUAAAUUUAAAAUUAAUUUAGCAUUUUAGCACAAAAUAAUCCUGACUAGGUUGGUUAAAAAAUAGAAAUAACAUUUAAAUUCACUUUUAAUUCCUAGUAAUUUACACUAUACAGGGUUAUGUACUAAAGUGAGAGUUCAACUAGAAUUGAAAGGUAAUUUCAAAUUUAAGGCUAAAAUAGCUGAACGUAAACACAACUUUCCAGUUUUUACCUUAAAUUUGAAAUUCCCUUUGAGUUACUUUGAAUUGUCACUUAAGUGUAUAAGUCUAUAUAUUUAUAAUGCAGUGAACUUGUUUUUUUUUAAAUGUGUGAUUUCUUGUACUUGUGGUUAAGUGAAUAUUUAUGGACAGUGUGUUUGGAAGCACUGCUUGCAAUUCUAAAAGUAGUGAUGGAUACUGAGAGUAAAUAUGUGGAAUACUGCUAGGUAAGUCAGAACAAGGAUAUGGGAGAUAGUAACUAAAUGGUAUGGAAGCAGAUGAGAAGAUGUGCUGAACAACAUUAUCUAAGUUUCUCUAUUGAUGCUUAAUCACAUGGAAGCUUAUUAUUGGUAGUAUUAUUAUUAAAAACUCAUGAAAAUAGGUCAAUAGAAAAAUGAGGUUCUAGAAACAAUCUUGUAAUCAUGAAAUUGUUAAGGAAUCCAGUUCAACAACCUGAUUCUACACAUCAAGUAUUUUUCCUCUGUUUUAAUUCCAAUGUGAUGCAUACAACUCCAGUGUCUUAUAAAUUAUAGACCGUGAUGUUAUAACACCAGCCUGAAGCAGGUGCUAAAAAUACUAAGUGCUUUUCCUAGCACAUCACUCCCAAGAGCUUGUUGAAACUUGUGAAUUUUCACCAUCGAAGCUUCUUUAAAAAAAAAAAAAAAAAAGUUUUGUAGUGCUUAAAUACUUAACUAGAAAUACAAUUUUAAUGAAACUGCAGUCCUAAAAUGUCAUUGAGAUAUUAAAGCAUGUGGACAUCAUGAUGGUCUUAUACAAUAUGUGCAGUUAUUUAAUUAAACAUGGGCUUUGCACAUUGCUUUUGCAACCUAUAUAUAAGCUAGUGUGAAAUUUUCUUCUCACCACCUACGUAGCUGCAACCAAUGAAUUUUAAAGGCGUAUCAGCUCUUAAAAUGUAAGAGAGGAAGGAGUAAAGCUCCUUUCUUGCCUGGCUGGGGCACUGGCAUACAUACAUUUUGUUUUACAUUGCUUUGCAUAAUUAUCUUUCCUUUGUAUUAACAUAAUGUCACUCACAUUAGACAUUUCCAGUUUUUGCAUUGAUACAACUGAUUUCAUUGGUGUUUUGAACAUUUUGUUUACACAGCAUUCUUAACACUUUGAAGUAGCAAAUAUAUAUUUUUGUAACACAAAAGUACCAAACAUAAACGCACAUUUCUUGGUCGCAUAAGGAAUCACCUAUGUGAGUCAAUAGUUGGUAGAACACCCUUUUGCUCUAAUAACAACUUUGGGACUUUUAAAGGAACACUAUAGUGCAGUGUUCCCCAACCCAGUCCACAUGGACCGCCAACAGUCCAGGAUUUAUGUAUUUCCCUGUUUCAUUCCAAUGGAGAUACUGACAAAACCUGGACUGUUGGUGGUCCAUGAGGACUAGGUUGGGGAACACAGCUCUAGUGUCUAUCUAAGGAAAGAAGUUCCUUAUCGCUAAUCCAUCUGCAAAAUAAUUACUUACCACAGCUCUGCUCCACCUACAGUAAAUCUUCAUUAGUGAUGAUUUCCCAGUCAGUCCAGUGUUUUUCAUCCAAUGCUUCACUAUGAGCACUAUGAAAACUCUGAUUUAUUUUGGAAGCAGUACGUUUCCUAAAAUAACAUUUUAGCUAACUUAAUGUCUUCAGGGAUUUGGAUUGUUCCUUUAAGAUAAAGCUUCACCAGUUUGCAUAUCUAUUGCAUUCUUCUGAUGAAAAGCAAUCCCCACUAUGGCACUUUAAUGUUUCACAGUGAUUGUGGUGGUUUUCUUAGAAUAACCUUUGAUCAUUGGACCGCAACAGAAAUAUAGUUAUGGUUUUAUCUACCAAAACACCUAUUUCUAAAUGUUUGCUAAUUUCCAUUAAUACUUUUAUGCAAGUUCUGAAGUGGAUUUGAUAUGUUUUGUCAGUCAUGGCUAUUUUUUUCUUACUCCAAAUCCAUGAAUCCUAGUUUGUACAGUUGCUAGUUUAUAGCUCUUAGUUAGAUUUUCCCAUCUCAGCUAUGGUUCUCAUUGGCUAUUUUAGGGGUUCUUCCUGGGUGAUUCUUUGCCUUAUGCUAUCCUCACUGGCUACUGAGGCUUUUUUUGGAGGACCUUUGCAUGCAUAUUCUUAAAUAUUGAACUAUACAUGAAAUAGAAAAAUUAAAUGUAGAUGAAAAAAAGCAAACACAAAACCUUUCUUAAAACGUAGGCCACAAUCUUUUCUUUGAGUAUUUUUCUGAUUUUAGCUAUAGUAAAAAUCAUUCUAACUGAUAUUUUAUUGUGAGUAUAUUUGUUUUAUUCUCUUUACCUUUUCCUUUUUGUGUGCUUAGGGAUGUAAGCAAGAACUAAAACAAGGGGAAAUAUAGGUUUAAAAAUAUAAUUUUUAAUAAAUUUUAACAAGGCAGUUAAAAUAAAAAGUCAGACAUUUAUUAGUAUUUUAAAAUUAUUUCCUUAAAGGAACACCCAAAAUACCUAAAGCACUUUAGUUUGCUAAUAUGCCUUAUGUGUGAAAUGUGUGUCAUCAUGUUACCCUUUUUUUUUUUACUUUUUGUGCACAUUUUAAUAGAAUUUGCACCUUUAUAAUUUACCUUGUUACAUCUUGUUACUUCCUGGUUGUUUAACUUAGUCGAGGGAAACUCAGAAGGUCGGUAGUUUCCUAAUGCUCCUGCCUUACAAAGACGUCUCAUUAAAUUGCAUUGGAAAGUCUGUGACUGGACAGCCAUAGAAAGGCUGGGCUGGGAAAGAGGGAGGACUUGCAAAGGCUGCCGACUGGAGAUCUGCAGCUUUCGUGAAUUAUUGUUAGAUGUACACUAAUGAAAAAAUACAUAAUUAAAUGCAUGUUGUCAUUUGGGGAAUAUCCACUAAAUAGUGUUUUUUUUAUUUGGAGAUUGGAGUGUCCCUUUAAGACCGUAAAAUCAUACCUCUACUGCAUGUUCUAAAUGUAUGCUGAUCCACCAUAUUUUUGAAAAGUUUUGACUUCCUUGUUAACGCUGGGCAGUGUAAAAACAAACUAUUCUCAUAGAAACGCAUUGUGGAAAACGUGAACACAUUUAGGAGCUAUAAAUAUAUAUUAGCAAACAUGAUAUAUAUAAAAUAUUAAAUAAUUAAAUACUUUUACAAAUAAUAUGAAUAAAAUAAAAUAACCACGUUCUGCUGGUAUAAAUCUAAAACAGGCUUUUCUGGCAAGUUUUAAAUUAGCAGACAUUAACAAAGUAAAAGAUGAGAACCUCUAAAGUAACACUCUCUUCUAAAAUAGAUUUGAUAAUGAAACUCAGUUUUUUUAGAAUUGUGCAGUGAGUCUGUGUAAAUUAUAGCCUGGGGAAGUGUGGCUACAGCUGCAUGAAGUGAUUUAACUCCUAACUAGCAGAGGAUUGAACGGUAAGAUUGGAAGUGCAUGAACUGUACACCAAAACCACUUCACUAAGCUAAAGUUGUUUUAUGAUUUGAGUGUCCCAAACAUUUCUAAAGCAUAAUUUUUAUAGAAAUAAAAAAAAACAAUUGGACACAAAAGGUUAUUAAAUUUAUACGUGCUGUGUGAUUAAGCUAUCAACUGUGUGUCAUUAAAAAACUAGUCCUAGGCUUUUCCCUACUGCAAAAUGGACAAAGAAAUUGGUUGUUGUAAAGAUUGUAAUAAGGAAGUAUAACUUUAUAUAUGGCUAAUGUCUCAUAUUUUUUCUGUACUCAAGUACUGGAGUCCAGCACAAUCCAGGUAAAUGAACUUCACAAAAUAUCUAACGUUACCCCAGGCACUAAAAGACACAUUUCACAUCAGUUAGAUUCUCUGAACUUGAAGUGCAAUAGACUUUAGUGGCCUGUGUUUCAUUUGUUUGAAAUAAUAAAACAUUUUCUGGAAUAUCCUUUAAAUAUUUUUUGGAUCCUCUUUUGCAUGCUGUUUGAUUUUGUAGGGUGAAACCGUGAACAAGAUAAGAAUAGGGCAGUACAGCACAUUUGGAAUUUGCAGUUUACACAGUUGCCAUUUGAGCUUUUUUUAUUGCUCGUGUCUACAAGCAAACAUAAGGGGUCUCAUUUAAGUACAAGAUUGAUUUUAAAAACAAGGUAGUUUUCACUCUAACAUGUUGUGAUUCAUAUAAUAAAGUGCUUGCAUAGUCUCAUAAACAAAACACAUAGCAUUUGCUGCACUGUUCUUAAAUUAGCAACAUUGUUAUAUAUUUUUUCAGAGGGAGCAGUGUACAAUGGACUUACUAUUAUAAGUAUAAUUAUAUAAUAUAAGUUAUCAUUUCCAUUAAUUUUAAAAUAACUAUUGAUAGUCCAUGAAAAAAAUAAUUUGAGAAAUAUAUAUGAAGAUUGAUUAUCAUAUAUCAUACUGCUGGCCUUUUAUUCAUUAACCCAACAGUUGUGUAAGGCUAUCCCUAUGAAAAAGAGAUAACUUCAAUUAGAUGUAGAUGUUGCAAACCUAGCUGCUUUAUUGAAAUAUAAACUAUCAACAUUAACCUGAACAGCUUGCCAGCUAUCACGUUGAAGAAACGAAAAAAAUAGCCAAUGCCAAUUUCUUUUCUAAGAGAUUCUAUUGCUCUCUAUCAGUUAAUGUCAGGCUGUAACUCGUAAAGUCCAGACGGAAGAUAUCACAACUAUCUGUGGUCAGGGAUAUAUAACAAACAAUGAGAAAACAGAGGCACAAAUAACACAAAACUUACAAACAAGAGAGAACCAAGAGCAAAAGGGAUUGUGUGGGCAGCAAAACAGUUACUGCUCUUCAAUUAAAUUCUAGAUAGAAAAUGUAGAAAGCAUCAAAAUCAUCAUUUUUUUCUGUAUUGUCCAGUGUUACCAUGCUAAAUACACAUGCCAGCAGCCAUGUCACUCCUAUCUUCUAGUUGACAAGGAAUCAUUACAGCCAGCACUAUUUGUGUUAGGAUGGAAUCUGUGUGACCUAACCAUAUUCAUUUAAGUAUUUACUGCAACAUUUUUAGAAUAAAUAUGUCUCUUUUAUACAAUUGAGAGUCAGAAUAUCUGUGUCUUAAAACAAGUUGUGUUAUAAUCGGGUAUAGGUACAUAUAUUUGUGCAUGUGUAUAUAUGUGGUUCUCUGUGCAUUUUCUGGCAUGUGUGCACACACAUUUUAAUGUGCAUAUACAGUUUACAUAUAUGAAUCUAUAUUUGUAUAUGCAUUAUUAGAUUUGCAUUUGUUCAUGUAUCCACAUGCAUUUUGAGUUGAUUGACUUUAUAUUAAUUUCAUAUUUUUUUUGAAAUGCUAGUCCAAAAAAAGUAUUACAAAAUAAUACAAUACUCCAUUAUUUUACAUCUAAAUUCUCAUGAAUGCCUAAUGCCUAACUGGAAAGGAGGUAGACUGGAGGUAUAUUUAAGAUGAUGUUUUCUGUUAUUAAAUGCCUCAGCUCCUAUGAUGAGACAUGAUAUCCUGGAUUGUCUGGGAAGUUUCACAUGAAGGUUUUGAAUCCUAAACCAGUUGUCAGAAGAACCUGAACACUGAAUGGAAAUAAAUGAUUAGUCUAGCAAUAGCGCUAGUGAACAAUGUGGUAUGUAAAUACCAAAUAUCUGGAGGAGAGCUUCGUGCCAUUAGAAAGCAUAUAUUAACAGAAGUCUGUCUCUAUGCCACCAUGUUCUCACAGUUGAUGGGUACUACACUUCUGUAACACCCUUCUCAGUCCAUGCUUACUCCUCUUGCAGUAUUAUUUAAUUUGCCCUGCCUGAGUAUGCUUCCCCAGAGAGGGCAAACCUCCUUUGUGUCAGAGCUGUAAAGCGAAUGACCCAGGGCAUAUAUCUGUGGGUAACUACUAUCACACCUGAAGAAAGCUAUAUUUAACUAGACUGAAUGGCCCAAAACCCGAGUUACUCCAUUCUUAUGCUACCUAGAAAGCGCUAGCAGCACCAUCUAGGGAGCUACCAUAACAGCCACAGUGCAUGUGCUGUGGUUGCUAUACAUGAAGGCAACAAGCACCAUCUGUACUAGGCCUCUUGCUCACCUUUGUUAGUCAAUUUUUUGGCAUUAAGAAUUUAUUGACAGGUAUUUUUUUUGCUCAAAGUAUACAUGUGCUAGGAACCUGGCAGCACAAUUUAUAGGUAGAAUGUAUUGCUCUUUAAAAAGAGCAUUUUGUACCUGGCAUGACAAAUACUCUUUAAAUUAUGUAAUUUUCUGUAGGCAAAAUAAUACCUUGUCACUACAGAAACAUUAAAUAGAAUGGGAAAUGCAUUUUUCAUAACCUAUUAAAAUUUGUAUGAAUAUUAAUAUGCUACUUCUAAGUUAAAAUAAAAUAUUUUAUUUAAAAAAAACUUAGAAAGUAUACUAUAUUUCAGGGUUUUUUCAGCAAUAUAUAUUUCCACUUUUGUUGAAUUAUGAUUGUUUUGAAAGGUAUUGGGAGAAGAUAAUGAACUCUUAAAAAUGCUUUGCUUUUCUCCACUUGCUUAAACAUAUGGUCUCUUUGUUAAUAUCCUAUCAAAUCAAUAGACUGCUAUAAAUUUAUUAGGCCUAAGAAUCCUUACACCAAGGUCACCCCUUGGCAAGGAGAGAAAGUGAAAUGGAAACUCCUCUAGUUUUAUAACAUUUUCUUUGGUGCUUUUUUUAACCUUUGAUGUAGCACUAAAUAUCCAAGCUGAAAUCCAUGUUUGACCCCAUAAGGACACAUGACAUGUGUGACAUAUCAUGAUUCCCUUUUAUUCCAGAAGUUUGGUCCUUAAGGGGUUAAGAAAAACAAAGAAAACAAAAACCAAACAAAGAAAAAAAAAACUACUACAUAAGAAUUUUAGUAAAGAGUUUGGAUAAAAAUAAAGAUUUUUCUUCCUAUCAAGGACAAUUUGAAGUGUGAUACAUUUGGCAUAUGCAUAUAUAGUGGAAAACAGGAAGAUAUUUGGUAAAAGUGUGGCUGUUUAAUCUCAUGCAGGGUUCCAAAAGAUACACAAAAUUAAGUAUGUCAAUAAUAAUUGAUUUUAAACGGCUCCUCACAUAAUGGCAUUAUUACACAGUUUCUCUAUUGUAAUGCUUUUUGUUAAGUUCCCCGGUAACUCAUUGUUGAAUAAAUUAAGAAAACAUAUUUUGAAAUAUAAUAUUUUUUUAGCUUAGCAAUAUGGUUUUCUUUUAGCCUGGAAGACAGACAGCUGCUUAAUUUAAAAUUAAAUGCUUGUAUUACUAAAAAGAGAGCUUUUUUCUAAUGUUAUGAUUCAUCAUUAAAAGAUUUUUCGAUGAAGUCUCUGAAUUCGCAGUCAUAUAAAGAUAAGUUUUCCAUCAACUGAGGUCUUCUAAAGUUGAGUUCUGGAGCUUUCUUUGAAAUCUGCAGAAAUGAUAACAGUGACAUUAAAUGGGUUUAAUGAAUUACAUCUGAAAGGUUUGUAAAAAGAGACGAAUUAAUUAAUUUAUGAAGCUUGUUUGCAAAUGGGACCAUAAUGUCUUGCAAAGCUCUUAUGUAGCCUCAGGCUACGAAUCUUAUUUUCGCCUUGUUACUGUACUGAAAGGAAAUAAUGACUGAGGGAGAGGAAAAAUCGGAAGUGUUGAGGGAAUUGAUUGACAUAUGUUCUGCUCACAAUGCCCCUUGUGUAAUAUACUAUGCUCAUUUCACGGCUGGAAAAAAUAAACUUUAGAUUUAUAAAUUGUACUUAUUUAAUUCAAGUAACGUUUUGUUAUAGAUACAUAUGUUUAAGCUUUUACAAAUAUAGAUUAUUUUAUUUUUAGGUUGUCUGAAAUAAGUAACAUGGCCCAGUUACACAGAGCUGAUCGCUUUCCCAACAAAUUAAUACAUGUCUUCCUGCUGAUAAUUUGCCUUCUGGACUUCUCUGAAGGAUGAUCCAAGGGUAAGUGAGUUAUAUGACUUGUGACAUAGAUAGCAUGAUCAAUGGAAACCUUUAUCAUGCUGAUAAAGAGCAAUUAGGAGCAUAUUAACACAGUGUAUCACAGUGGUUCUUUGUUUGUGGCAAAUUCAUUUUCCUUAAUAAAUGUUUACUAAUGCCAAAUAUUCUAAAUGUUCCAUGAUUCUAGUCUUCAUGUCCUCAUUUAACAAACACACUGGUUAUCUUUAUUUGCUUAACUGUGAACAAGAGGGCAGUAGUAUUGUGGAUCCAAUCACAAAAAAAAAAAAUCACAGAAUCAUAUAUUACAAACAUGUUCCGUUCAUGUGAAUGUACACUUCAAUGCUAUUCUGUGGGAGAAAAAGUAGAUGUGGGACUGGAUUUAGACUAACUCAUUGUUAUUGUUUCCUGGCAUGUAAUUUAUCUUAAAAGUAAAUAAAAUCCAGAAGCAACUCAGAAAAGCUUGCUUUUGCAAAACGUGAUGCUUUGCUAAACAUUGCACAUUGUUUAGUACAGUGAUAUACAUUCAUAGACAAAGCAAUACAUAGAACAGGAGGUCACACAUUUAGGCUGGAAGAAAGGAGAUUUAAUCUAAGGCAAAGAAAAGUUUUUCUCUUUUACAGUGAGAGCAAUAAGGAUAUGGAAUUCUCUGCCUGAAGAGGUGGUUUUAUCAGCGUCCAUACAGAUGUUUAAACUACAAUUGGAUAAAUACUUACAAAAACAUAACAUAAGGGAUAUCAUUUCUAAUUAGUGGGGUAAUAGUUGCUUGAUCCAAGGAGACAUCUGACUGCUAUUUUGGGGUCAAGAAGGACUUUUUUACUAGUUUGUUGCAAAAUUGGAAGUGCUCCAGACUGGGUUUUUUGCCUUCUUUUGGAUCAACAGCGAAAACAUAUGUGAGGAAGGCUGCUAUAUAACUGUGUAAUAUUCAGACAUUAGGAGAAAUAUAUUUGAACUGUGGUGCAACCAUUAAAUUAUGAGCCAGGCAGUCAUAAUCAAUUGACAUAUAAAAGUGCCCACUUAUUUUACUUCGAGUGCCAGUUCCUUCAAUAAUGUAUCCUACCACUACCUAGUUAUUAGAAUGCCAGGGAAUAACAAAUAGGCAUCCCUAAUAAAAACAAAACUAAAGGUCAUAAUUACCCCAAUAUCGGCUUCCCUUACUUUUAAUCCGAAGGUUAAGUUAUUCAAUAACCAAUAUAGAAAAAUCACUAAUUCCCACAUACCUUUAACUUCUGAUGACUAAAAUAAACAUCUCUAAUAAAAUAAUGUCUCAAUCGUGCAAAAAUUAAUCUUAUUAAAAGAGAUAUAAUCCUAACACAUGAGCAUUUGUGUAAUAAAAUUCAUAUCAAAUAUGUCCAAUUGACUGCUUUUCUUUCUCGCCAACCACAAAAUUAUGAUUGCAUGGAUUAUGAAUUUCCUAAGGUUAUGCAAGUAAAAUAUAAAUAGUAAUUAUGGUGCUUUGUAUACAUAUCUCUAAAUAUUUUGCAGUACCAAGCAACACUAUUCAAAAAGAGUAUGAUCCCUAAAUAAGUCUGUAAAAAGAUGAUGUUUUCUAUGUAUUCGCUGUAAUUGGUAUUUUUGCAAAGGAAGCAGGAGGAAUUAUUGACACAAUCUAGUGAAUGUGUUGCUCUGUAUACUUAUUUCCAAAUAUUAGCAGGCAAAACAAUUAGCAGAAAUGUCCAACAUUUUUGUCAAGAUAAGUUUUUUCAUAUUUAUAACCAUUUUUUUGGUCAGUACAGCAGGAGCAAAUACUUCAGAAUAUUUUUUUUGCCGCUGUGUAUAUCCAGAUGAACUGACAAAAAACAUUUGAAUAAUAAUGUUAAGCUAAUGUCUUAAGUGGCUCUAAAUAUAUAUCCAACAAGUCUUUGUAAAACUGAUAAUGACAUUACGUGUUUAAUUACUUUUUUGUAAAGCAAACACUUUUAUUAAUUAAUUAACCUUUUUGCAAAUUGGAGUAUAUCUUGUGUAGUCUUGGUCUAUAAAUACUAUUCAAACAUAUUUUACAUAGCAGGAAAAAAAUAUCAUUUUGUACCCAUGGCAUGUAUUUUCACCAAUAAAGUGAUAACGGAUGGGUGACAAAUUGUUCAUAGUCGUUAUCUAUACCUAGUGACAUUGCGUAUUUGUGCAACAAUGAUAAGCUAGCAUAUGCCAACCCUUCCUAAGAUGACUCUAAAUAUCUAUCCAACAGAAUCCCUAUGUGAAAUGAAUAAAGCAGUGGCAGAUAAAUGUUCACAUCAAAAGGUAAGAAAUACCAAGUAUUACUUUAAAAAAAAAUUAUGGUAGAAAAUCAUUAAAUCUCUAAAUUAAUUUUAACAUUUACAUGCAUUUUGAACAUUUAACAUUUAACAUAUAUGUAUAUAUUACAGGUAAAUUAUGAAAUAAAAACAUUGUAUAUACUUUAUGCUGUUUUAUGUUAAAGGGACACUGUAGGCACCCAGAUCACUUCAGCUAAUUGAAGUAGUCUGCGUGCUGUGACCCUUUUGCACUUAGUGUUUACAUUGCAGCUCUAAGUCUGCUCUCUGUGGCUAUCUAACAGAAACCACUAGAGGGCUUCCGGAAUCCGAACUGACCUUUGGUCCGUUAUCUGACGCUGGACGUCCUCAUGGACCUCCAGCUUCAGAUUUUCCCCAAAGAAAGCAUUGAAUAAUGCUUUCCUAUGGGGAGGUCUAAUGCGCACGUGGCCAUUGCGUGGGGGAGCCUGACCAAGCUCCGAGGGACAUUGGAGCUGGAUUCAAGUAAGUGGCUGAAGGGGUUUUAACACCUUCAGCACUGCAGGAGGGGGUGCCUAAUAACUCUAUGUGAUCCAUUUAAGUUUAAAUCAUCAGCUUUCUUUAAAAGGACACUCAAGGCACUCGUGUACACUAGAUUCAAUGUGUUGGUUAGCUUAUAGUUAGUUAUGCUGGGCAUUUUAUUUGUAUAUACAUUUUUUUAGUAUUAACAAUUUAAUCUGCACCCACUUGACUGAAAGCAUUUUAUCUUCUCCAAUAACACAGAUAUACACAAUGUCAUGAAUUCUACCGAAUGUAGUACAACUCACAAUUAGUUUAAUUAUAAAAAAAGGAAUCAAGCUAUCCACUGACUGCUUUGCCCAGCGGCUUUUUUUAAGGAGCUAAUGGCAUGCAUGCUCAGUAAUGAUGGCUGAUGUCAUCACAAUGUGAAUGUGCUUUCAGACAAAGCAAAGUGAUCUUUGGUUGGGUAAGCACCAAGGAACUUUUCAAUGGACACCAUGGAAAUUGACAUUUUUCCUUUAAGAUAAAGGCAGUAUCAUACCAAUGUAGAACGCAUAAAGUUCAGAAUAAAGGCCUCAAAUCAUUCAAGCAUAUUAGCAUAAGCAUUUCUUGAGAAGUGACCAAAUGGGCAAAAGCACAUAUAUUGUAUUUGAUGAUGUUAGUGCUGAAUCAUUCGUGAAAGAACAAAUGUGCAUUCUUGCCACUUUUUUGAUACUUGUAACAACUAAUAUUUUGCAGUAGAAAGAACAUGAACAGCAUUGAAGCAGAAUGAUAAAGGUAUUUGCCUCAGAAAUGCGAGUUACCAAAGCUGUCAAGACACAAGAUAGGUGCCUCCCCUUGUUAAUUUGCAAGCCAGAGAAGGAAGAAAGUAGGUGUGCAUCCUCCAUUUUAUGAUCCAUUUUUGCAAUUAGCAUUUUCUGUUAUUCCUUAACUUUCAUCUAUGCACUACAAAUGUUUCCAAGGAUAAUUUUGAUAAUUGAGUAAGCUCACAGUGUAAAUUCAGAUUUAUGAAUACAUGCAUCACAUUAUGAUGCUAAGAAACAGACUGUUAGAUUUCUUUCAAGGUUAGUGAUGAUUCAGAAGGAAAAUUUUCUUUCUGGCAUGAAGCAUUUGUUUUGUCAGUUGCAUCAUGCCCCAACGUGUUAAUCAUUUAAAUCCUAAUUAUUUACCUGAUGGCAACAAUGCGGCAAAUUUGGUGCACUAUGAUUACUCUAUACUUACCAACGGAAACAUGCCAUUGAUUUCUCUGAAUGCUUUGUUUUUACAAUACAACGGAACAAUGGAUUAACUAAUACAUGGCUUCAAUUAGGCUUUACAAAUUUUGGUCUGCAAGAUUUAAUUUGUCAGCAAAAAUCUGGGACAGCUCAAGAGCAAUAUAAUUAUUCUUUGUUAUUGAUCCAGAAACAGAUUAAUAAAAAAUGAAAUGUUUUUUUUUUCUGUUGAUAAAUAUAGAGCAAUAAUUUUGCUCUACAUGUACCACAUAUGUUGCUGUGAUAAUAUAUAUUUCAUAUUGCACUAAAUGAAAAUGAGGAAUGAUCUCACAGUACAUUAUUUAAUUAACACGUACGUGAAUUCACAUAUGGACUGCUGGUAAAAUGUGAUAUACCAUUCAUAAUUAAUGCCUAUUGCCAAGUAACACUUUUUCCCUUGGUACAUAGGGUGAGCAUCUAUUUGGAAAAGCAUCAUAAUUAAAGCAUUUGCAUAAGCAAACCUGCUGCAUGAUUUGCCUUUUUGCUGCGUUGGUUGCUUUUUUGCUCUCUUUCUUCCAGCUUAUUUUGACUGCUGAUCGGAGUGAGUUGUCUCAUGACUAUGUAUUCAUCAAUUCCAUGGAGAGAAGGCAUUGUUAAAUCAUUCAUUGUUAAUAACAAGGUGAGCAAUCCAUGUUUCAAAUUCCAGUAACUGAACUGUUAUUGAACUUAGGAUGCAGAUGCACAUUACUGUAUAAUUUUUAAGUAAAACUAUUAACUUUUUUCCCCAUUAACUUCUGUUAUGUUAUUAUCAGUUAAUAUUUUGUCUAUUUUCCUUUAAAAUGGCACUUUCACUUGUUGGGUCUUUGUAUUUUUUUUGCAAAGAUUAACCGUACCUUAUCUUUCUGUGUUUGUGUUGGUGCCAGGAAUAAGAGUAACUGGUCAUACCACCUUACCAGUAAGUAGCUUUGGUCAAAAUACUUAAUGAUAUAUGUCCCCUUACCUCAAAUCCUCAUAGAUUAUAAACUUGUUGAGCUCACACCUUUCUACAAUUCUAAAAGGUGUUGAAUAAUUUGUUGCUAUAUAAAUAUUACUAAUAAUAAUACCAAAUGAAGCUACCAGGUUGGUCUACUAAUAAUAAUUUAAAAUGAAGAUACUAGGUGGCACUAUAGGAUGUCUUCUAAUAUAUUUUAUUGUGUUUGAAGUUCAGUGACAUUCCUGCAUAUGAUAUGCACUGAAAAAAUUAAUUAACUUUUACAAAAUAGUACAAAAUCUACAAAAUAAUCUGCCUGGUAGAAUUGACAUGAAAUGUGAUUCUUUAAAAAAUAAAAUAAAAAAAAAAACAGUCAUGCAUUUACGAACUUACGGGGACAUGCAUCACUUGACAAUUAUUUUUUUUAAAAACAACAAGCAAACACAUUUAAACAAAUAUUCAAACAAAAAUAGAGCAAGAAACAUAUGUAAUACAUUUUUAUAAACUUACUAUAAACUUGGCCAGAUUGUUUUGUUUGACAUACCUCUCAGCUAGAGGAUUUCCUCUAGCCUAACCCACCCCCACACCUUUAUGAAUUUCGGACCAGUCCACUAACGACAGAAACAGAGCAUUAUUGUGCAGCAGCAAGAAAGAGAAACCCAACAACCGAGCAUGCUCUGCGUAAUCACACUGAUCAGAUUCCCUCUCUUUCCCCUUGUCAGAUGUUGCAAGGUGGAGAGAUCUUCCAGCUGCACAUGUGUGAAUCUGUCAAGCAUGCUCAGUGCACUUUUACAGCAUUCCUAGGGAUAGGACACUGAUUGGUUAGAUCAGUAUCCCCCUCCCAGAGAGGGGUGUGUAAAGCAAAGAAAGAAGAAUUGUGUAAAGAAAAAGCAAUAUAUUUGCCUGCUUUUUACAGCCUGCAGAGUAAGGCAGCUAAUGCUUUUGAAGUACACAAUUGUCUACAAGUGCAUGAAUCAAAGAGUGGAAUGAGGAAUGUAUAUUCUCAGUGGAGAAGUAUGUAAGAUAAAAUAACAGUUUGUGAAUCAUAUGCCAUGUUUAAAGUAUCUUGUUUUAUGAAAAUGAAAACAUUUUGGGAGAUCAUGUCCCUCAAUCCAGCUUUGCAGAAGUUGCAAUUUGGUAUAAAAUUAUUUUGCUUCAUUCAAAAUUCUUAAAAAAAAAAAAAAAAGUAUAAACAAAAAUACAAAGCAAGCAGCAGAAAACAGAUAGAUAGAAUAAAGAACUGCAAGGCACAUUUACAUAGAAACAUAGAAUGUGACAGCAGAUAAGAACCAUUUGGCCAUCUAGUCUGCCCAAUUUUCUAAAUACUUUCAUUAGAUCUAUCUAAUGAUAAUUUCUAUCUCUCAUGUUUAGCUAAAUACUUUUGUUAUAACUAACUGUAUGAUAUAACAUUAAACAUGUUGGAAAGUAAUACGUCGCUACUAGCCAAGUUACUUCAGUUUACUAGUUAGUUAACAAACAUUUGCUUGUCAUUUCUUAAUUGUGCCAGAUAACAUACGUUAUGUUAAUUUAGGAGGUGUCACUUUUUCAAGCAGCAUGGCUAAAUUUAAACUUGCAGAAAUAAGUCACACCUUCUUUGUGACAAGUAAAUAAACGGAAUAUACCACAAUCUGCAGAACCAAUUAUUUUUUAUUUAUUUUUUACUGUGUUGUGUGACUGUCAACACGCACUAAUCUAUAUCAUCCUUUAAGCCUUAAAGACCCAAGUGUAUACAAUUUGUGACAAUAAUCUGCCACCUGCUUUGCCAAUCAGCUUGAAUUUAAGGAGAGAGUUGGGGCCAGAUGUAAUUAGAAAGAAGCAGAAUUGAAUUACUGCUACAGAUCAUUGCAGGCACAACUGAGUGACAUUUGAUUGUGUAUGUAUUUCAAUUCUUUUCAGAUAAACGCUUUGUCUGUGGAUUACUGUUUCCAAAAAAUCAAUGUGUCUCCACAAGCAAUGAAGAAGCAAUGAAACAUCAAUCUACACAUACAGUACAUCUCUACGAUUUGAUCUUAAGAAUUGUGUUUUAUUUUCAGGACUUAAACAGAUGAUUGUUUGCAUAUGUGUGAAAGUUAGAACACAUAGUUCUAUUGAUAUGUCACCAGACAGGAGAAUGCAAGAAUAUAAAAUGGUAUCACCUAAUUAUAAAAUGGAAACAAGCUAAACAAAUAUAGAGUUGUUAUGGGAGUCUAGCAAAAAACAAUACAAAAGCAUUGAAAUCUAUUUUUAUGCAUAACUAGUAUCUCUGCACACAUGGCAAACUCGUCCUCAGUUUUCAGAUCCAAAAUAUAUGUUUCUUUAGAAUAUAAUACUAGAAAUCUCUGUUUCACUCUUCAAUACUACUUCCUUUUUGAAUGAAAUAUCAAACAGGAAUUUCCUGCACAGUGCAAUAAUUAACAGAACAAUCUAUUUUAAAAUCUCUGUUUCUUAAACGUACAUUUCUACAAUACAUUACCCAAGAAUAUUGAUAUUGUCACUAAAUAACACGUUAUCUUAUUUCAUCUCUAGACCAUACAGACAAGCAAUUGCUGCAUGUCAUAAUGGAGAUGUCACCCAUGUUUCAUGGUCUUUUUCCAUGUUAAUCAAUAAAAAAAAAAAUGUAAAAAAAUUACUGAUAUAGAUAUAUCCCUUCUUCUCAAAUUCCAAAAUUACCUUUUUUCUUACAGUAACAAUUUAAAAUGUCUUUCCUCUACUAAUGGCCCUGACAUUAAAAUCUUUCUAAAAGCUGAAACAUAUUUCUUACCAUAAUUCUCAUGUGCUUUUAGUACAUUUAUUAAUCACAUUUAUAAUAUUUAAGACACAUAAAUGUAGUAUUUGGAUUUAUAAUGCUUUUGAAUUUCUAGUUUACGAUUCUAACAUUUUCAAAGUAUAGAAACAAUACUCUUUCAAACAUAUUUUUUUCAUUUUGCAUUUGUGCCCUUGAAGCACAAUGUUUUUUUUUUUUUUUGCACGCAUGUGUUACUGUUCGUCAAGGUACAUUGUGCUGUUCAGAACCUUUUUGUAUCCAAAUGAUCUGCAGAUGUUUUGUUUGAACAGAUUAUCUUGGAAAAUGCAGUUUUCUUUAUGAGAAUAAUUAGCAACUAAAAGUUGAAUGCAUAUUCUAUUCUAGAAUAGGUUUUCACAGUCCUUUGAUGCUUAGAGACAAUUAAGCUAAUUACCUUUUCAGUGUCAUCUGCUUUUAUUUGAUUGUUUAUUUUUUUUAUUAUACUUGAAUUUGAAGAUUACAAAUCUGGUACAAACAAUAAAAUGGGUAGCUAUACUUAGUUUCUUAUAAUUCUGCUAAACUAGCGCUAUUCAUAGUGAUUAUUAAAAGAAAAAGAACUUGGACAUAUGUUUAUGUGAAAAAUCUUUAGAAAGGUAUCAAAGGAACAUCUAAUGGAAAAUGCAGGCAAACAAUAAUUGUAGAGUCUUGCUAAAGCUUAUUUGUUUCAGGCUUUUAAUGUUCCAUUUGUGUUGAGCUUUUUCAUAAGGUAUAAGUGGGAGAAAGCUGUCCUUAAAUUAGGUACAUUUGGCGUGUUAUUGUUUGUUCUCCCUAUACUGCACUCAGAUUGAGUGCUGUGGGUUUCUGAUGAUCUCCAGAUCAAUUUAGUUAAAAGCCUUUUUGAAAGUCUGUGUUUUUAUUGGACCUGCUCAAUGCUGAUACUCAAUUGAUUCUACUUAUUUUCCAUUUGCUUGUAUAAAUUGUGUUUUGACCAUUUGGAUUUGAGAUGCUUUUAGUGGCAAGACACUGUACAGGUGCCCAUACUAACAUUGAUAAUGUGUUGUAGAUAAUGAUAUAUAUGCAAAAAUAGACCAAGUUGUUACAUAGUUGUCUAGGUUGAAAAAAAAAAAAACUAAAGUCCAUCAAGUUCAACCGUGAAGCCCAUUUAGUGUUGAGAAGUUGGAAAUGAUAGGUGAUAGAGACUAAACCUUCAGAAGUUUACUAGCAAUGAAUUAGAAAAAGAAAGGCUUUAGAAUGGAUUUAUGUCUGCAAAUAAUGUUUAACAAGACAAGCUGAAAACCUUAAACAAGCCAAUAUUGGGCAGAGAAGAAGUAGGCAUGACAUGACACAAAUGUUUAACCUUCUCAAGAAAUGUAACAAGAUACAACCAAUGUCAUAUCUGGGAAUCCCCUCUCUCCUCCCCCCCCCCCCAUAUAUAUUAUGACAUAACGAAUGCAUUUUAAAUACAGAAUAGACAUGAUUGGCUUUUUCCCUUCCAAGUCAACGUGACGUAAAAUACGCUGCACUUAACAUUGCCAAAUUACAGCAUUCAGCAAUACACUAAAGCAACCAUCAUAUCUAAAGAUAAUGCCACUAUGCAAAAAGCACUAUAUAACUAAAAUAUUGUUCUAAAAACAAUAUAUUAUAUAUAAAUUUGUAAGCACUUUGGUAACAAAGUGUCACUGUGUUCUUGUUAAAUGACAGGUGUUGGGUAAUCUCCAGAGACAUCAUAUUGAGUGUUAUCACAAGAGGUUUUUAGUCUUCAUUUUUCACUGCGUAAUAAAAUGUGAAGAGCUGAUAUAAUUGUAUCAGGGUUCUGAGCCAAAAAUACUUAAAUGUAGUUCCUUAAUGAAAAACAGUAAAGACAUUUCUUUUUUAGAAUACUAGCUUUAUACGUACAAUUUGAAUCCCAGGUCACAAUAACCUUAAAAAGAUAAAUUGGCUCUUAUAAUUACUACAUCAGUAAACUUUGUGUUUGUUCUAUGUACACAUAGUUAAAAAUGAUAAGGGAGAUAAAAAAAAAUCAUGAUAACUUUCCUUUAAAUAAGAAAGCUAUAUUCUGUCUUUUCUUUACUGCUCUUAAUUACCAUCUGGUUCCCAGAGGUUAUAAAAAAAACUGGCACUGCUCACGCUGUGAGUGUGGCAAUUACAUACAGGCCAGAUAAAAAUAUAUGUAGUUAUUUCAGGGCAGGACUACUUGGCACUCUGCAUCCUUCAUCACCUGAAUAUUGUAACUGUGUCAGUUGUAAAAAUGGCAUAGUUCUCUUGCUGGGAAAAUGACAAUUAAAGGUCGAAAUUAAAGAGGAAAGCUGUUAUUUCAUGGUUGUGAUAUCCUGCACUUUAAACUCUUCAGUUUAUGAAGGAUGUGCUGAUAAUAUAAGGAUGUUCUUCCCCUCUAUAAUCUGUAUAAUGUAAGCAUGUUAAAUUAUAUUUUAAAAAUAAUUGCCACUUGUGUAUUCUGCAUAGGCUGUUCAGUAGUUGGGAUGUGCAGAGUACUUUUCUUAAUAAUUCAUGGAGUUUUUUAAUUUCAAUUGGAAAUGCUGCAUUUCUUAACAAAUGUGAAAGCCAGCUUGAAUUCAGAGAAACUGAUAAUGACACACAUUGAUAAAGAAGCCAACCUUUAAGACUGAUUUUAAUCAAAAUGGUACAGAACCUGAAUGUUAGGGUAUAGACACAUUUAAUUUCAUGGAAUAAUUUAUGCUUUUCAGCCAUUACACAUUUGUCUUCUAGCAAUCAGUGUAAUGAUCUAAAAUGUUAAUUCUGGAACUCUCCUGAUCUGCAUAUAUGUAUAACUGGGAAUAUUGUGGUUACUAUUAACUAUAGUAUACAUGUACAGUGUUGUAAAUUAAUUUGGUAGGAGUAGAUGUCUCAGCCAUUUCAUCCUUACAAAUACAAUGGGUUUGCUGUGGUGAAUAGAGAACCAGAAAAUAUAGACUAAAAUAGAAGAGUUGGAUAAAAUCUCCACAAUCGCACAAUAACCUUUUUUUCUGACUUGACUAUAUUAACUUUUUCUGACUUGACUAUUUUUGUAAGUUAAUCCUUAUGUUUAAUUUAUAGACCAUUUAAAGUCAACCAUUAUAGCAAUGGUAUUCAAAGGAGUUUUUUUUCUUUGUUUACGAUAUAAGACAAUGCCAUCUUACUUGCCAAUCAAUCAGGAAGUUAUUAGGCUUUUUUUUUUUCAUGUGGUUCAUCGAAAAAGUCACAAAUUAGGUCAUUUGUUGUAUUGUAGUUUAAAGAUCAUUAUAUAACCUUAUAAUACAUAUAUACAUAUCAGUUAUCAACGGGUAUUCCAUAUUUUCCUAUUUUACAUGUUUAAAUAAUGUUUAAAAUCAUACAUAUUUCUUCAAACAUGAAAUGUGAAUGGAUAAGGCCAAAUCAGUAUAAUUUUAGCAACCUAGAUGUCACGGUCCAGGUUUUAUAAUUCGUCUUUUUUUAAAUUAACUGGCAAAUCUCUCAUUACUCUCAAAAUGAAAUGUGAAAAUAUUCAUCAACUGAUGGAAAAUGGAAUUUGGAUUCCUUUUAUUCAACUAUGAUACUACAUAUUUUAUAGUUGUUAUUUACCUAAAACAAAGACUGUUUAGAAAUAGAUUGACUAACAGUUAACAGGUUGGAGAAUAGAUCUCUAUUUAAGAGACAGUGUUAUCUUAUAGAGCACCAUCUUCAAGUUGAUUAUUGUCCAUUACUCUCCAACUUUUUUUUUUUAAAUUCUUUAUUUUGUGAUGACAGAAGGCAUAUUUGAGGCUUGUGCAAAAGCCGUAUUAUAGUCCAGUUAACAAUCGUUAGGUACAGAAAGGAAAAUUGGUACUCUCCAUCUUUUUACAUCCCAAUGUUACUAAUCACACUGUCGAUAGAGAAAAUUGUUUUUGUUAAACUUUUAAAGGGUAUGUUUUAAUUAUCUAUGCAUUGCAAACAAUAAUGACACUUUCUAUGAAGGGAGAUUGCUAUCAUUUAGGCAGAAACAGAUGUCUACCUGUUGGCUUGUCACUGGCCAACAAAUAGUUUUUCUGUUUCUGUUUGAUGACAUCUCCCUGGGUAACAGCUGUUGCUCUGCUACCAUUCCACACAUUAUGUGGAGCCUAGAAGCUUAGCACCAGCUGAAGAUCCCAAGGUAAGCUAUCCUGCAAACCUUCUCAUACAAUAGUCUGUGUCUUUAUGGGUUAUUUACUAAAGCAUUUCAGUGCAGAAGCAGCACAAUGUUUAUCAAAGAAAAUUAAUGUUAAAUUAAACCAAAAGCCAUUGUUUGAUUUAAUCAAUAUUAUAUUUUUGCAUUACUAACCAAGUCCUAUUUUUGCAUCUGAAAAGAUUUAGCACAUAACCCGUCUAUUUAUGUGUGCAUCCCAGUCGUAUUAUUAUUGGUGAACUGCAUGUGUAUUAACAUACUAACCACUGAAGACACACAGUAAUUUCAACCACUGAGUCUACAGUUUUGAUUUUUUAAUAAAUUUGACUAACACCACUUACAAACAACUAACAAACUAACCAGGAACUAAAAGCAUGCUCUACUAACCUCAUUUUCUACUAACCAUGCAGAGAAACAGCAAACCUUUCAAGUUACUGACUCUGCCUAUCUCUCUUUUCUUAUUACUAACAUGCUAAUUACAAACCAACUAACUCUAACUGCUUGUUCUGUCUUCUGAAUUGUCUGGUGUGGUACAAUACAAGUGUGAAAACCCUGAGGAAAAGAUGUGGAGUCCGCAAUGCUGAUGUACUAACAUUAUUUACUAAUGAGAAAACUAAUACGUAUACUAACUGAUCUAAGCACUCUAACGAAAAUCUGUCUGCUCUUCAGCAAUGGGACACUGUACAAAAUGACAAACUUUUUUUUCCCGAGCUGCAGGUCAAUUAAAGUAUUUAAUGCUAAUAGCCAACAACCAAGCAUUAACUAUUUAACAUUUGGUAUGAAGUAUAUAUAUAAGUUUCCAGUCAGUGAGAAAUUAUGAGAUUAUGAAAUUACCAUAUCAGAUCAUAUGAUUUGAACGAAUGCACCUGAUGUGUUAGUCUUUUAUACAUAUAUUAACAUAUAAGCAGGCUGGUUGUUUCUAUAUGAACAACUUGAUAUCCUCAGAACACUUUUUAAUUUACUAUCCUCAAAACAUUUUUGUAAUAUUUAUAGUUAAAAUUUAAAUUGUAGUGGACUUAAAGAAGGAGUUCUAUGUUUCAUGCUAUCAAAAAUAAACCGUUUUGGAUAUUUUGCAUGUAUGAACGAUAGUGGAUGAACUAGCAGAAACAGCUGCCAUCAAUGUAGAUUUAAACUGUACUUGCUUACCGUUCUUACAAUUGACUGAAUUGUAUUAUAAUAAUAUAUAGACAAAUGGUUACAGAUUUAUGUGUCUUCAAAAAGCUUGAUACAAUAAAGCAACAUUUGCAAGUCAAAAGUGCUGCUGUUUAUUAAACACCCAUAAGUAUAACGAGUAAUAAUUUUAAGUGGUCAUUUAACAAUUUAAGAUAUUUUUUUUUCCUCAUUCAUAUUGUUUUGCUUUAAAAUGGUAGAAACACAAAGAACUUUCAAUUGUUUGUCAUUUUGUUCAGCUGUCUUGUGAACAUGUGUUUUGCUUAAGUGCAAUCGCAGAUUAAAGUUCAAAUUGUGCAUUCCUAGAUCUUUGUGGAAUAUAACACAUUUGUUUUCUUUAACAUCCAAUAUAAUAUUUUGCAUGGAUUUUCCGAUUUUUUUUAACAAACCUAAUGCAUGCUAGUAACUCAUAAGGUACUUACAUCCUUUGAGUGCCCGAGAGGAAUGACAGGAAUCAUUCAUUCUUUUCUGGCACCCAGAUGGUUAACAAAGACUAUCUGCCCAUUGCUACAAUAAUACUAACUCAAAAUGCACGCAUAAGGCUUCAUAGAAAGAAUUCCUUAAUUUUUUUCUAAACAAUAUAUGACUAAUACUUACUAACUCCUAAUGCAUGCAGAAGGCUCAGUAUAGAGCAUUUGUGCAAUUAACCUCUCCAGCAAAUUGAAUAUUAAUCUACAGCAUGACACUUGAUGUAAUAUCAGAGAAUUACUUUGUUGUAAACAGCAACAGUUAUCCUGUUAAUGACUCUGGGCUAGAGUCUUAUAUUGUAUCUUAUAUUGAAUAUUGAAGGAGAUAUUCCAUUAAUGAAAUGUGCUGCCGAAUGAUGCUGUUUGGCUUAUUAAGUCAAAAAAGUUGAAUGCCUUUCAAGCUAAAUCAAUCCAUACUGUUGUAUAACAAUUAAAUACAAUUUCAAUGUUUUUGAUCAGAGAAAAAUUUGGUUGGCCAUAGAGUCCAAAGGAUUAUUUAAACCCAUUAAUAUCUAAAUAGAAACAGUGUCUGGCUUUAUCAAUCCUUAAUAUUCAUUUUUAGGAAGCAUCAACUUGGCAGCUUUUGUGUCUUUUCUUCUUUCUUUUUAUUAGCCUAAUCAACUCAAUUUAACAUUUUGACUUCGUAGAACAUUAUUACAAGUUAUUACUGCUUAUUUUAAUAUGCGUGUAUCAGACUGUAUGUAUGUAUGUAUGUAUGUAUGCGUAAGUAUAUAGCUCUUGAGAUGUUUCAUGAACAUUUUAUUAGUAUAGUAUUUCUACUAACCCAAUGAAAUUCAUGAUAUAUCGUUUUCCUAAUACCAUUUUCAUGAAAAAAUGCUAUUAACUUACAACACGUCUUCAAUAAUUAAAGUAUCAGCAAAACCUCAUACAGUACAUUACUAAUAAUUUUAAAUAAACAGUGUAGCAGUAAAGAUACAAACAUGUAUUCCUAAUGCUACAGUGUUACCCUUCCUAUUUAGGUGUCUGCCUCAACCCCCAUUAGGAUUUAAAAGGCAGUUUUACUUAUCUUUACUCACUUGCCAGUUUUGCAGUGGCAACCCCUACUCCCUGGAUAAGAUAAUCAAGAAUGAUCAUCAUAGCCAAUCCAAUGCUUCUCCAUCAGGAAGCAUUGGGAGGCUAGUGCACAUGUGCAUCAAAGCACUGUGCUGCACCAAUCAAAUAUGCUUUAUGAGCAACAUUUGAUUGAACAACUGAGUGGGAAGUAGAAACAACCUCUAGGGGCUGUCAGAAAGACAGUCACUAGAGGUGUGUUUAACUCUGCAACCAUAAAAUUGGUAAAAUUGCCAUAUGUACUUAAAGGGAAACUCCAGACCUGUAAAGCACUUUUAGCUUGCUGAAAAGCUUUAUGUGUGAAGAGUGUGUCUUCUGAUUUAUUUUUACAAAAAGUGCAGAUUUCAAUAGAAAUUGGCACUUUUAUAAAUUAACCUGGUGAUACCCCCCAGACAUCAGGUGCUGUUACUUCCUUGUUUCCUAGCGUCCCUUAACUGCAAUGUCUUAGAUUACAGGGUUAAUAUAGUUCAUUGAGGUGAGGUUAUCUGGUUGCCUUUAUAAAGGCAAAGCAUAUACUAAAAUUCUUGCUCAUUCUUUGUAAAAAUAAAUCCCACACAAAGAGUCUGAGAUUUUAAAGAUGCCAUACAAUCUUUUUGCAAUUUUUCUGUCUUAGUUGUGAAGGUAACUAAACAGUUACAUUAUAAACAACUGUUAAUCUUGUAUAAAUGUUAGAGAUAUUGACAGCCUCAGUGAUCUGCGGCUUGACAGACAUGCUCAUAGUGUUUAGGAAGCAAACAUAUACUUUAGUAUCCAUUUAAUGCUCAAUAAUUGUAUGUUUCAAGAAUACCCAAUUCUAAUGCAUGCAGAGUGUUAUACACAGGCCAAUCUACCUUCAUAUUUUGUAAAAUGUAUUCAUACUUUACAAUGCUAACCAUUAAACACAGAGCAAUUGAGUUAGAUCGCAGAUUCCUACUAAUACCAUCAAAUCCAACUCUCUAGAACCAUGGUUGCUAUUUGCUAUUUUAACCUUGAAUAUAAUAACAAUUAUAUGAGAUUAAAGAAAGCAGAGUGCAUAACAACUAAUAGCGCUGAUGAAUAUUGGUGCUAUGAAUUGAAUUAAAAAAAAUAUUUAAUAUUGUAUAGAAUAGCUGCACAAUGCUAUUUUAAGCUUGCCAUUGUGAUUUCAAAUGAAAAGGUAUCUGAUCAUAUCUCUUAUCAAACAUAUCGUAUGAUAUAAUGAAUAUUACAUUGUGUUACUAUUUAUUUCUGCAUUUAAAUGAUAUAGCUGAUAUAAUAAAAAAAUGUAAAGGUCAGAAUUUCACCAAAUUAGCAGUUGAAUUGGCCUUAACCAUAAACAUUUUGUUAGAUACUUAUUAAGAUCCUAUACUUAAACUGAUAAUUACUUUACAAUUUAAAAUGCACUUUUAGUAAAAUACAUAAAUUAUUAUUUGGAAUAAAAGUGAAACCUAUCUAUGAUAUGUAUUUAUGUAUCAUCUAUCUAUCUAUCUAUCUAUCUAUCUAUCUAUCUAUCUAUCUAUCUAUCUAUCUAUCUAUCUAUCUAUCAAUCCUGCACUGCCCAACUGUAGCCUUACAACUGUUGGACUAUUAUAACUCCAAUCAUCCUAAAUAUGCAGAGGAAGCUGACUGAUGACUGUUUGAGAAGUAGACUUUUCCUUAAAAAAUAGUUACUCCAAGCAUCAUGACCACUAUAAUUAUUUAAAUUGAUCAUGGUGUCUGGAGUCUGUAUGUGUAGCAUUUCACUUUGAAAUACUACACAUAUGUAUUUUAACCCCUCUGCUGCCAGAGGUGUUACUCCGCCUCCAGCAGAGUCAUUGGAUUGUCAUUAUCCAGUCUGGAACUAGAAUUCUGGCCUGGUUAAUACCAACUCUAACUUCAACUGAAAAUAUCAUUGGACAGAAUGCCAGCCAUUGGAUGAGAGUGGCCAGCUGAUGCGUCAGCAUCACCAGACCACCAGGAAGCCGUAGAUCCUGGUAGGAACCCAGGUAAGGGGCCAAGGUGUAGCUAAAUGGUAAUCCUGCCAUCAUAACCAAUACAGUGAGCUUUAGUUGUUUUGAUGGUUGGAGUAACACUUUAGUUCUUCACUAUACCCUGCAAAUGUACAGAAUGAUAUGCAAUACAUUUAUCCCAAAUUGAAGAAUUGAAGAGCAUAUUUGACUUACUUUACUGUGAAAUACAAUCAAAGGUAAAAGUACAUUCAUUUUUUUUUAUAUUCAUACAUUUUACAUUAUAUUUCAAUAUCAUACAUUCUAAACAGAGGCAAAAGCAUCUGAGUUUACUGUUGUGUGUGUGUGUUUUUUUAGUAACAAUUUUAUCCUGAGGAAUUGUCAUUUAAAAAUAGACUACCAGCCCUCACAGUAAAUGUGAUUUAGCCCGGCCACAUGUUGUGUGGAAAUAUCCACUUAAACACAUAAUUACAUAUGCCUACAAACUCCAGGAUCUCUGUAACAUCUGCUCAGUGUCUAUCAGCAGACAUUCCUUGGAGUGCAUAUAUUGUUGUACGCUCAGAUUCAGUUAAUUCAUGCAUGGUUUUAGCAUAUGAUAAGUUUUAGGCAUAUGCUACCAAAUAGGCAACUAAGAAUAUUUUUAAUUUAGUAACAAAGCAGUACAGAUUAAUUUCAGUUAAACUCUUCAGUGUGUGUGUGUGUGUUUAAUGAUUUGAAUGAGAUACUAGGAGAAGGAGAAAGUCAAGCAUUUACAUCAAAUGCUCAGAAUAUUAAUCAUGUAUAAAGAAUGCAGCUAACUGUACAGCACACAGCCACAUAACAAUUCAAAAUAAUUUAAAGGAGCACUCUAAUUGUAAAUAUACAUGUUGUUAGUCUAGAUUUGGUCUCCAUUAAAAAAAAACAAAACAAAAAAAACUUGAAAUGUAAAAUUUCUGGAUUUUGUAAUUUAGCACUGGGACAGACUCCUUUCUGCAGCCUGAUUCUCAAACCAUUGAGUUAAAAAUCCUGAUGACGUCUAUUGAGUCAGAUGCAUCUCAGAGAGAUGCAUUAAGGACACGUGACUUUCAGCAUACUUUGUAUGUCACAUAGAAUCAAUAAUUUAAUGUAUUUCGGCUGGAAACCUUUAGUAGCCACUAGUAGACAUGACAUUGCCAAAUGUAAACAGUGCCAUUUCCUGAGAAAUAGCACUGCUUAAAACAUCAAAACUGCAGGGACACUAUUUGUAAUGCUGCAAGUGCCUACUCUUGUUGCUGAAUUCAUGUUUGUUUAGUAAAGAGACUUUAGUAUAAAAGUACAUUUAUAUUCUAUAAAAAGCUAUUAUCUUUCUAUCGCUUCACCUCUUUUAAUAACUAACUCAAUCGGUAUCUACUUUAUGUGUACUCAGAUAAACCAACCUUCCUUCCUUCCUUCCUUUACAAGUGUUAAAACAUUUUUUUAAUGAAUGUGAUUCAACUAACUAACAAAUUAAAACUAACAUGUAUGUUUUAACCAACUGGUUUGCUUUAACAACUAACAUAUUGCUAACAAUCUGCUGUUAACUCGGAUGCACUCAUAUGCAAAUUGCGACUCAACUCUGUCAUGGAUGGCACAUAUCUCAAGGUGAGCAAUACAAUGUGAUGUAUUGGAAGCACAUGAAAAGAAUGUACAUUUUUUCAGUAUAAAUUCGUAGCUAGAGGAGUAAAGUAUUUGAUUUAUAAUAGAUUCGAUAGAUCUUAUUGCAAAUUCCAUGACAAACUUGUGUUCAUAAGCAUGACUAACAAUCUUAAACCAUGUAUUGUCCUAACACUGUCAUGGAUGUAUCUCUUAAUAUUACUUACCAAUAAAGAAACUAAUAAUACUAAACAAGAGCUAACAUAUUUUAUUAAUAUACUAACAUUGUGUUAAUCUGUAUUAAUAUAGCAAAAGGACACUCUUGGCACCAUAACUCCUUUAUAAAAUUAGCCAGAGGAGCAAAGGGUGGCAACUCUCUUUGCCUAUCACUGUUGCCCGUCACUGGUAAGACUAGGUAUAGCUAAUGUGAAGUUACAAUCCACUUUAGUAAUAUCUUCAGUGGGAGGCAGAGUGACCCAGAACCCUCAUUCAAUGUCAAACAGAUCAAAAAUAGUUCAAAAUUGAACAGUGGAAUGGUGCUAUGGGACUCCAUGCACCAUAACCACUGCAAUGAGAUAAAGUGGUUAUGGUACCCUGAUUGUUCAUUUAAGCAGCCCUGUCAAUGUUGCAACCACUAGAGAAAUAUUUGAAGAAGAAUUAUUGUUUGAAAUGGUUAGAAAAGAAGUUUCAAUUAAUGACUGUGUCUGUAUAUGCCAUAUGGAAUCUUCUGUUGUCAGUUGGUUCCUUAAGGUAUAAGGUUUUGAAUAAAACAUAUUGCUUAACGUAGUGGUAAAAAAAACAUAGAACCCAGUGGACUCUUUUGUAUAUGAAACCAAUAGUGCAUCAGUGCAUUUCACUUAUUACAUCAACCCUACUUGUAAUUUCUAUAUAGUCAUCAUAUUGUGUUUACUUGAAAUAAUGUUUUAAUGAAACCAAAUUGCUAUUAUAUUUAUUAAGAAUACAUACUAACACAAAUAUUAUUAAACUGUCUGUAUUAUACAAUAUUUUUAUUACUUAUUAAAAAAAAUAUCUCAACCAGUUAAAUUAACAGUAACUUUGCCUCUCUUAAUCAAUUUGGAAAUACCUAUAAAGUUGUUAAUUUUAAGAAUACAGCGGAAGGGAUCCAGUUGCCACAAAUCACCAUAGAUAAAAAGAAAUGGGAGAUAAUUUCAACAUGUUCAUGCUCUACAACUCUUCUUGCCAUUUAGAUGUGGUUGAGUCAAAAUUAACUCAUAUACUUGAUUGCAAAUUGAAACAGUUAUUAAUUGACCUUCUAAAACCCUUGUGUUUUCUGUAUUUAUGAAAAAUUGUCAACUAGUAGUUGCUCCAAUUAGACUUGUGCUGCUUCACUUCUAUCACUGGCUCAUAUUAAGAGCUGUAAUUUGCAGAAACUGACUCUGCAGAGAAGAAAACUAAUACAUAAAAAUGGAUAAAGAAGACAAUGCAAAUGUGUAACAGUAUGUCCAACUGAUUAUAGUCUAAUUCCACUUUGGUAGUGUUUCCAUCCUAAAAAAAAAUGUUUCUUAAAGUAGCAUUAUUGAUUGUCUAUAAAAAGUAAUGUGCACAAACAAAAACCCUAUCUAAUCUAAUAAAAGCUUGGUAGCCUGGGUAAAAGGGUGUUUCAAGUAUAGAAUUUCCUGCUGCAGUCCUUGUAAUCAUCAAUGUACCUAUAAAUGCAAUAAGCAAACUAAAGACAGUAACAUUUCAUUUUUGGUAUCUGUGUGAUACUAGUAUUUAAAUGUGAUCUACACUCUAAUUUUGUAAAGGCUUUUCAUGUCUUAAACAUAGAAGAAAGUAUAGUCAUAUGAAUAUGUAAAACUUGAAACAGAUAAUAUAAUACUUUGAGAUAGAUCAUAGAGCGAUUUCAACUAAACUCUGAUCUUGCCAACUACUUUUAAAGAAAUGCUAGUUUAUAAAGUUGUUCAGGACCAACAGUUCACAAAUAGCUUAGUACCAAUUUAAGCCAAUUUAGUCUUUCUUAAGUUUAAUGGAACUACCUUUGUUUCAAUGUCAAAUAUUUAUUUUUUAUAACUUGAAUGAAAAAAUAUGUUGCCAAAUUACAGCCAAUUAGUCAAAAAUAUAGCUAAGUUUGGGUCUCUAUGACCCCUCUUAAUCGGAUGCAGAGGAAUUUUAUCAAUAUUAAAGGAAUUUUAUCAAUAUUAAAGGAAUUUUAUCAAUAUUAAUUUUAUUUAGUUGUUGAUCACAACCCUUACAGAUUUCUAAAUAAAAGUCUGUCAAAUAAAACAAUUUAAAAUGCAUCCUCAUCUGAAAUAAGCAUUCUUGAACUUAAAUAAACCCUUAAAGUCUGAAGCAAAAACAUUAAUCCUCAUAACAGAGAAUAGCAACAUUAAAUUAUGUUAUUAUAUUUUUACUUAAGCGUGGGACAACACCAGGUCACUCCUGGCACCAUAACCACUAGAGUGUAAUCAUGCUUAGAAUUUUCCUUUAAAUGCCUAGGAAAGGUUAAACCAGAAGAGUAGUUAUUUUAUACAUUUAAAUUCUUUUACAUAUUUUAUAUUGUUACACAUACUAUUACAUUUUCCCAAUAGCCAUGUCAUUUCCCUUCGUCACAGUUUUGCUCUAUCCAAAUAUACAAGUCUGGUUUUAUUUUAAAGGGUGUUGCACAUAACCUUUAAUUACGUUGUUACUUUUUUACUUAGAUGGUAUUUGUAGUCACAAAGAAAACUUAAACGAGUCAAAAAUGACAUAAUGUGAGCAAAGCAUUGUCUUCUUUUUUCAGAGUGCUAUAUAUUGCACAUGACUAGUGCAAAUACUAAUGGACCAUACUAACACGUUGGAGCAGAGAAGAUCAACCUGUGGCUAUCCAGCUGUUAUUGGUCUACAGUUCCCAUCAUCUAGCUGCGGCUGGCCAAGAACAGCUGGAAAGGGACAUGUUGAGCACCUCUGCUUGAGAGUUUGUGCUUCCUUUGCUUACCGUAGCUCUGUCACUCUUUUUUCACACAAUUAUAAAAUUCUUCUACUAAUUCUUCCUAUAUGUUGCUUUUCUCUAGUUGCUAAUGAUAACACUUUUUAGGUUUUAGUUGUAAUAUAGUAUGUAUUUAUUUUUUUAAGAAAAUUUAUAUUUUAAGGCUCACAAAGGCUCAGUUAGAUUGUGAAUCUUCUAUAAGUAUUUUUUUUUUACACACACCACUAUACUAUUUUCUUUAGAACUUGGCUAACCUCAUCACAGUAUGUGCAGCAAUAAACGUUUAUGAAAUAAGUAAAAUCUGGAGAUGAUCAAGCAUAUGACCAUUAGGAAAGGACACAAUAGAAAACAACAACAACAACAACAACAACAUCUAGACAACAUUAGGAGAAGAAUAUACAUCUAUGCAAAAAAGAUGACAGAUCCACUUUAAAAUAAAGGACAGGUAUACGAGCACAUUGCAUGUUGAUUCUUAUUGAAAACUGUAAAAAAAUAUGAUCUUGAUCUUAAUAGUAUAUACGAAUCUCUUAAACACUCUAAGAUAAUUAUUUACCAAACCAGAAAUUGUGGAAAAUUUACAGUGAAAUUGGAAUUAUCGGUCUUAUUUUGGACUAAAGGUUUCAAUCUCCUUGUCAAAUAGCCACAGCUCUCUGUUUAGUAAAUGCAACCUCAAUGGGCUAUUCACUAAGCUGACUAAGAGCUGUUCACUAAACUGGAUAAGGGAAUUGUUUAAAGUAACUAAGUUGGAAAAAUGUUUUCAAUCUGCCUCUUCUUGACCGAAAUCUGCAAUUCCUUAUAAAUAUAUUUUAAAAAUAUUGGUUUAGUGAAUAACCAUAUCAGUGCUUAACCCUAUAUCCCUUAACGGUAGCUGGUAAAUACAGCAGGUCAUUCGAAGUACCAUGUACUUGGAUCAACCAGGUGUGAACACUAAUUUCGUGAAACAGUGACUGCAGCAUGAUAUUUCACUAACUUACUAACCUGUGACCUGAAAUGCGCAUGUCUUGUGGCAUCCAGGAGAAUUUUAACAUUGUUAACUUAUUAACUUUGUGGGGCUGACCUAACCAUUAAAUACAUUAAGUUGUAUAAACUCCAUUCCUCAAGGACCUUGCAGUAAAAAAGAUUGUGCAACAAAAAAAAGUGUACAAGAAGGCAUAGUUAUUUUAAUUUGAAUAGUAGUAUACACGCACUCUACUCUAUUAGAGAUCCUUGAGAACUGGAAACCAGAAGUCAAUGUAAAAAGUAAAAACAAAUAAUAAAACAUAAUAAUUACUUUAAUCUGGAUGAGCUUUUCACCAUAAAAUAGAAGUAUUCAGAACCUGGGAUCUAAGAGUAACGAGAAAUUUCUAUACCUUAUUAGUUUUGGUUAUUUGGCCUACCAGUCUGAAUUUUGUCCAAAGUAUUUAGUAUUCAGACAAUGUGAGCGAGCACAAAGUCCUCUAUUUAAUAUAAUUAGAUACACUUUUCAAAUGAUUUCAUAUGCUGCAUAAACUUUAGAAAUAUAUAUAUUUUUAUAUUUUUUACAAUAUUUAUAUAUUCCUAUGUAUGAUAUGUAAAAAAUACAUUUAAUAUUUUAAUAUUUUGACAUUUAAAAAAAAAUAAAUGAAAAAAUGUUUUCAAUAAAUUUAAAUCAUUUGGAAAUGUUAUCCAAAAAUGUUAAAUAGAAGCCAAAAUCAGUGUGUGAUUUUUGAGGUUGGUUUAUAUAAACAUCACUAAAUGGCUGAUAAUCAUAUGGAAUUCAUCUGGACACAUUAAUUAGUUUGUGCUGCCCAGUAAAGCCACUCUACUUGUAAGCCGUCAUAUUUUCCCAUGAUACCUUUAUACUUGAGAUUUCAGACGUCAUAAUAUUUUUAGGUCAAUGACGCAAAAAUUAUAUAAUGGAGUAAUAGAAAAUAAUAUUUGAAGUAAUUUUGACUUAUCUUUUCAACUUUUUUUAACUACAUUGAAUGUGUUACAAUAGUUAAUGUUUUGUGAGCAUUUCAUGCUGUUUUUACAAUAGCAAGUGGUAGUCUCUGUACCCUGAAAUAUAUAAAACAUACAUAAAGGUAGAGAGGAAAAGGAGAGGGAUAAUAGAUAUAAAGACCACAAUUACCUUCUAGGUUAAAACAGUUGAUUGUAGAGAGUUAACAACUAACUGUAAAAUUUAGUUCAAAGUAUUUGGAUCUUAUUUUACAGUCAGAUUUCAGCUCUCCUCAACUCAUCUACAUCUAUUUCGUUUGUGUAUUUUGUAAAAAAAAAAAAAAAAAACAGUGUUGGAUGAAGUUAACACAUUUAAUUAUAUACAUUUGUGAAAGGACCUAAUUGACAGUGUUCCCUCUAGAAUACACUAUUCAGUUAUUUAAAUCUUAGUAUUUGUAACUAAAAACACAUCAACAAAUGUGUGUUAAGAAAUGUAGCGUUUACUUUAAUAUACUAUGCAUUUUUCAAAUGUAGUCCUCUUUCAAAAUGAAACUGAUGGCUGUACAUGAGCCCUAUUUUUAAUUAUUAUAUGGAUUGUGCGUUACAAAAUCAACUAAAAAUAAAUUGAUUAUCUAAAAAAUAAAACGACCAUCACAUGUUCGUUCCUUUAUUUGCCUGACUCCAUAUUGAAGAAGCUCCCAUUACUACGUGCUGUUCCUGCAAGGGCUUCAAAGAAUGCUGCUGUUUUAGGGAGUCUCCUGCAUUUUCUUUGCUUACUUUUAGUAUAGUACAUAAAGAGUUAACGUACCAUAUCUCACAAAAUAUUAUCAGUAUUUAUAAUCUAUUGGCCAAUCUAUUACAUCUCACAGCUUAUCUUGAAAUUAACACUUCUAUGAAGUAGAAAACGAGAGGAUACUGUAUUAACCCCUUUAGCACUGAAUCUGUGGUGUUCUGGGGGUUUGUAGUGUUACUCUAAAUUAAAUAAUUUGUAAACAAUUACAUUUAUGGCAGAUAUCAAUUCAAAUAAUGUUUUUAUCAAGGAAAACUCCAUCAUAAAAAGCCACUAAGAGCCUGUCCUGUGUAUGUGACCUGUUUGGAUUAGGGGUUGCAUAUGUAUGUAGCUAUAAUAAAAAGCAUUCAGAUUUAGGGACCUCCUUUUAUCUUACUUUUGUAACGGGAAUAGGUUUUUAUGAAGCUUUCAAUGGUCCUUUAAUUGUUCCAUGCUGGAUUGUUCAUUUAAGAGGGAACAUUGUUAAACGUGUUUUAUUGUAACAAUUAUAUAAUGGAACUGUAUUACUCUCUGUGUUAAUUUGUGCAGUUUUAACUUAUGAUGUCAUAAUAUUCUGCAAUAAUGUUUGUAUAAAUUGAGCACAUUAUAAUGCCAUGUUCGGCUAUUUAUACUCAAUUAGUAAACUGUAAAAUGUAUAUAUUUUGCUAAUAUGUUCAGACUACUUACACAUUUUCUUUCUUAAUAUAGAAAAUUACUCCCGCUUACAACAGAAAAACAGUAAAAAAUAGUAACAUAGAUCAAUGUUAUUAAUAUUAUUGUGUGCUUCAUCAUUAUGAUUUAUUUGUAAAUACACCUCAUUGAGUGGCACCUGAAACACUUUGCAGUAAGAAUUUACAUUGUAAGAAAGGUUUGCAUACAUAUAAUUACACACUGGGGUGAUUAUGACGCUUUAACUAGUGUAACUAUAUUUUGUCUGAAAUAUUAUUUGCUUUUGUUUUGUGUACUGUAAAACAUGUUAAUGUGUGCUAUAACUAUAAAAUAAAAUUUUAAAAAAGCAAAAAAACUGUGAAAUGUUAAUAUUGAUAAUAAAUGUCACUUUUCUUACAUGAUUACCUUUUUGACCCCUUCAAAUUAUUCCUGGAUAAUGACAAUCAAUCAAUAAAUGUUUAUAUAAAUCCUAUUGACGUUGUAUGUUUCCAUAAUUAUGUUAAUGAGUGGAUUACUCACAAGUGCUCAGCCAUGUUAUUAUUU